UUUAAGUGUUAAGUAUUUUUAUUUUCAAUUUUUUAUUACUAAUAUUAUCAUAUACAUAAGUUUUAUCGAUUUUAUUAAUGUUCGUUUUAUUUCAAUAAGUGUCGACUCGAAUAGGUAACUCACUAAAAAUACCUAUAAUAUACCUUAAAAGUUAACGGUUUAAUUUUUUUUUGAGAUGCUAACUUAAUGGUAUAAAAAUGCAUGAGUAUCUAUAGAUUUUAGAUUUUAGAUCCGAGCAAGGAAUGUAUAUUGAUAUUGCAAUAAUGUUUAUUAUUAUAUUUUUUUUCUAAUAAACAUCUUUUCUACCAGAAAUUUGGCUCCGAUUUUCAAGUGUAGCACUUUUUCUAAAAGGCAAUUUUAUCAGGGUAGUACUUUAAUGAGUUUGUGUUUUUUAAUUUCCAAGCUGUUUUCAUGACAAAUGGGAAAAACCGGUAAAAACGGGAAAACUUACGAAAAUAUAAAAAGUUAUAUUAUUUUAAAUUUUGUUUUUUUUUUUUUUUGUUAUUAUUCAGGAGAUGCAAUUGCCUCACCUCCGAUCAAAUCAGAGUAGGACAAACGUAUAAUUUCGCAUCCCCCUUAUACAAAUAUAUUGAAUAGACAGAUUUUUUGAAAAAAAUUACGGACAGGUGCAGUUUAGCUCCCUUAGCUCAUACGCCUAUGUUUAAAUACCUUCCCGAGUUGCCGCCUGCAGUACCGGCUCUUUUGGUCUUGUCUUCUAAUAUUCAGAAGAACGCAGCGAGAAAUAUAACAAUAUAUUGGUUGGGGUUUUUCUUCUCUCCGUUUACAUCUUUUCUGUCCCGUAAUCUCGGUCUGAUUCAAGUGUACCGUCUUUUCCGAAAGAAAACUGUCGGUUUAGAUGGGGAGGUGAUUUUUUUUUGUCGUUUUUACCGCGACUUUGUUCUUCGUGGUCGGGAAAAAUCGAAAAAAACGGGAACGCGUUUUCGUUCUCGUCAUUUGUUAUUGUACGAUAUCUCUAUGAUGAUGAUAUUAUAGCCGCACGACCGGACGGUUUCAACGUUCACGCCGCCGCGUUACCGGUGCCGCCACCGUCACAGCCUGCCGAUCGCGCCGUUAUUCGAAGGGAUCGCGCGCGCGCCUGCGAAUUGGCAAUAUCCUGACGCGCACACCGACGCACGCCGACACGCACACACACACGCGCGCACGCACAUACAUGACGCGUAAACAAACACACACACACACACAUACACAUACACAAGUGCGGGCGCGCGCGCACGGCCGUCGCGGGAGGACCGGAGACCGCGGAGUCGCGUUGCUCAGUAACCGAAUCGUUGAGCGGCAGACGAGACGACGCCUAUAAAAUCUGGCCGUCCUAUUCCCGGCCGAGUCCGCCGCCGCCGCCACCGCCGCCGCCACCGCCGUCACAAAACAUUACCCGGUGCACCCGCGAUUAUUAUCAUAAUUGUAUUGGAUAUUUGACGCCGAACGAUAAAAUAACAAUAGUAACAAUAAUAACAAUAAUAAUAUUUACCGUCCGCGCACCUGUGCCCGCAGCAGUUUAUUGUCGCGGUUAUUUCGGCGAUAUUGCCCCGCAGCCACAGUUGCAGGGCGCACGCGACCGCGUGUCACGCAUUGUUAUGUCGUGUGCCGAGACGGACCACGAGACGUCGUGACUUUGUGUUUCCGGUAAGUGGUAACGUCAAACGAUCAGUUAUUAUAGUGUACUAUACGUAGCGGUUUCAGUUAUUCGCCCUUAUUACGACCGCGUUCGAUCGAUAAAAACUCCUAGAAUUUUCCGUAUAAAAAUUACGCGGCUCGACGUGCACGGCGCGCGUUCCGGUGGAUUUUACGGUCAGGCGGAAAAGGGCGGGCGACGUCGAGAAUUUCAUCGAAAAUUUCCGAUUUCCGGCCUGGCGGAACGCUAUUAUAUGCCGCCUUUCCCCGUCGCUGUCGACGCCGAUUUUUCACGACCCGAACCGAAUUAUUAUUAAAAACUAUUACAUCAAUUUACAAGAAAAAAAAAUAUAUUAAUACGUCCGACAAUUCAAUAAUAAUUUUCAUAACACAGCGAUAUUUAAAAGCAGUCGUCGUCUCUUCCGGUUGUCGGGUGACCGCGGACACCUCGGGCACUCCCACAACCACCCCUCCCCCUCCCAACCUCCCAAAAUAUAUUGUUACCCGGUGGUGUCCAAAAAUAUUUGAAUACGUGGGUCGGUACAAUUUUUUUCAGCCCAUCUAUCCCUGAAACACCGACACCGAAACGGAAUUUUCGACAUUCACUAUACGUUUCUGUUGUACUUAUACGUGUAUACACGUCAACCGCCUACCCGCCCACCUAUUCAAUUUUUGUCCUGGAAGAUCUCAGCCGUGUCGCCGUUACCGAAACGAUAGCAAAAGAUUGAUUUUCGCACGCGUUACAUAAUUAAGUCGAAAAUAACAACAAUAAUUAUUUUCGGGACAAAUCGAAAUUUUCAAUGUAACUAGCGGCGUGUGAAUAUUAUUAUCAUUGGGCGCAGUCAGUGGCGCUCCCGCGAAUUUCCAACCGGAGUGGUCGCAGUAAAUAUAAUAAUCACCGAUUCGCGAACGUAUCGUAGACUCGCUGUGUGUGUGUGUCACGCUUAACACCCGCCGACGGCGCGAAUUCAAAAGCCGGAUCGAAAAAAGUCAAUUUUUUCGUUCGUCAGAUCGCGAUAUUCCCCCGCGGCCGGAAUGUAUACGAUUUCGGGAUGAAACAAAAAACGAAUGCGUACCGUUCAUAUAGUUGUUGCGUUUUUAAUCCGAUUCGGAGGGGGGCGGGGAGGGGGGCGAUAUAACCCUUCGUCCCUCCGGGCGAGCCGCCGGACGCAGCGAACGGAAUUCGAUAUUCGGACAUUUCGAUGAUAUUAGACCGGGUCGUCGUGCGGCGUCUUUAAUGACGUUUUAAUGGGUGUGAAAAUCUACGAAACGCUAUUACAUAUUUACUGGAAACCGUAACAAAUAUUUUAAACGUGCCAAUUAAUAUAUGCGAUCGGACUGGGGUUACCAACCGGGCAUUAUAACGUGUACAGUUUCGCACGCGCGUCAAUAUUGCGACUUGUGUUUGAAAACGAAUGCGCGGCCGACAACAAUCGUACGAAUAAAUUUAAAUUUUUAAUCGGAGAAAAAACACUUUUGUCCAUUACGGUUUAAGUCCGCGUAAAACGCGCUCUUUUCUUUUCUUAUUUUUUCCUGCGGAAACGUCGGAUAAUUUGUUAUUAUAUCAUCGAUCGAACACGCGCGCGAUACUGUUUUUUACCUUCCCGGAACCCGAAUCGAAAAAUUGUAAUUUUUUUUUUUUAGAAUUACGUUACGACGCGCCCGGUCCGUUUAUAAAUAUCAUUAUUAUAAAAUAAUAACGUUAUUGUUUCGUUUCAGAUGAAAAACCGUCAAUAAAUCGUUUAGUAUACUCAUACUCUAUAUAGUAUAACAAUACAAUAGAUAACAGUCGAUAAAAAAAAAAAGAAAACCAUGGGCGCGAAACGCAAGGACGUGUCGGAUGUGUCUCCGGUGGCCGCAGAUGAAGUCAUCAAACUCAAACCGAAAAUGAGCCUUUUGAACGGCAUCACGGUGAUCGUGGGCAGCAUAAUCGGUUCCGGAAUAUUUAUUUCGCCGACCGGAGUACUGGAAAAUACCGGAUCGGUAAACGCUUCGCUUAUAGUGUGGGUUUUGUCCGGCGUGUUCUCCAUGGUAAGCGUUUCGACAUUUUAGAUUCUGAGUGGAGCGUAGAAGCUUAUAGUUUUACAACUACAUUUUAUUUUAUUUUUUCAUAUCUGUGAACAACUUUUCUACCGGAAAUAUUGUUCCGAUUUACAAGUGUAUCACACUUUUUCUAAAAGGAAAUCUGACUGGGGCGGUACUUUAAGGAAGUCAUUUUUUGACUUUCUCAAGAGUUUUCCCGGUAGAUGGGGAAAACAUGAGAAAACCGGGAGAACGGGAAAAUAGGUACAAUAUCAAACAAAUAUUUUUAAUGAAAAUAUUUAAUGCCUAUUAUAUAAUUAUUUUACCAUAAUAUAUUAUAUUGUUGAAAAAGCAACAUUAUAAACUGAACUCCACUCACAAUCGUUUUUCCGUUAGCAAUGGUUAACCGCUGCUUACAGAUAUAUAUUAAAUUCCCGUCUGUAUCCUACUUUCUCAAAUUUUCACCUAUUUUUAUCUUUUUUUUCGACACUGCUGCAGUCAGAGCAGCACUCGUUCACGACCAUUAUAUUAAUAUCGUUUGAAUUUCAAAAACCGUUCGUGAAAUCCUAGUCUAAAAGAACGUCUCAAGUCUCCGUAUAGUUUUCAAUUAUAUGAUAUACACUAUUUAAUACGACUUUUUCUCUAUUUUACAUGUUUAUCAUCAUAUUUUACAUACAGGCCAAUUUCUGUGACACAAAAUUCUGAUCACCCUGCGUAAAAUACUUUGUACGAGAAGUUAAAUCAAAAUUAUAAUUUUAACCACACUAACCAGUAGGUCCGGGUCGAAAUCCCGACGUUUAGUACUCUUUUAAGUUUCAACCUUAUUUUAAAAUCGAAUUCAUUUGUGUAGACGGCCAGUGAUGGCUAUCCUCUCAAAAAAAAAAAAAAAAUAAAAAAUAAAUAUAUAUAAUGUAUUUCUGAGCUCACCCUACCCACAAUCAAAUAAAACAAAUACACAAGUUUUGUUUAAUGAAACACUAGGAAAUAUAAAAAAUACCAUAAGAAAAAUCAACCACAUAAUUUUAUAAAUUUAUUUAGGUACCUGCAACCAAAUCAUUAUGUUACUAAUCCGCCCACCCAUUAAUUGUUAAAUGUGUCCAAAGCAAAACUUAGACCACAUAGGAUAACCAAAGUUCAUGUUUUUUUUGUAAGUGCCUCAUUCAUUUGGUUUAAAUAGACGAUUAAUUUUAAAACUUAAUUUUUCUUCUUGAACUUUUUUUUGAUUAGGACCUGUAGUAAAUUUGAACUGUCGUGAUUUUGAUCGGAGUUGGUUAUUUGCACCAAAAUGAGUAUCUACUUGUAUGUAUUAGAUUAUCGAUUAUCGAAUAUUCGAUUGUCAAGUGUUUAUUCAAUAGACCCACAAUAGUAUAAUAGAAAAUUUUAGCUGGCCUAUACUACUAUUUUUAAAAAUACAAAAAUUAUUGUUUUCUUUAAGAUAAUAUUAUCUUCACAAUAUUUUGUUUCUAGAGAAUGAAUCUAUUAAUAUACGCUCGUUUUAUAAAACAUUAUUAUUACAUUAUUUGAUUAAUAUUUUCAAACGUUCGUAUAUUUUUAUAUUAUUUCAUUUUCUCACUUAAAACGAUAAAACAUACAUAUAUUCUAUUUCCGGGAUUUCAAACUACCCGUCACCCUUACUGGUAAUCAUUUCAAAGUUUGAUGUUCGAUUAUCCGCCAUAAUCGCACAAUUUAUUAUUUCGACCAAAUACUAAUCUAACUUUUAGUCUUUUCGACAUUUCAUUUAUAUCACAAAAAUACUAAAUUAUACUUGCCAAAAAUAAUAGAAUUGUUAUAAUAUUAUUUAAUAUAUCUGUCAUUCAUUAUUGUUAUAAGGUAGUUUUUAAUACUGACGUAAUCGUGAAACGGUGUAAAUUAAAUAAAUACUUAAAAAUCGAAACGGAACAUUCUGUAUCUUUAGCUACUUAUAUCUCAAUAUAUUAUAUUCUAUUAUCGAAACGUGUGUACAUAGAUACUAUCAAAACAAUAAUCGAUUUGAAUUUUGGUACAAAUUACAAUUCCUAUUUCUUACUACCUGAGAUGGUGCGAAAAUUACAAGUGCAGUUAAAAAAUGUUGGUGCAAAUUGCACAUGUUGUAUAUAUUUAAGAUCUAUUUCGGUGUAAAUUGACUGCACUCAUUUCGACUUGUCGGGAUAUCGAACACUUCUCACUAUAAUUUGCACCAAUUAAAUUAAGUAUGAGUAAAAAAGCAUAAAAAAAAAAAAUUGAAACUUGUUUCGUUCAAAAAUAUUGUUUCAGCCGCUCCAAUUGAAAUACAAUUACUGUUUCUAUUAUAUUUUAAUAUGUUUCUUUCACCCAAAUUCUCCGUCAUAGUUUCCGCCGCAGACAUUUUCCUAUUCUAACUUCGAGCGAUCUUCACACUUUUUAGGUGGGCGCCUACUGUUACGCGGAACUGGGAUGCAUGAUAACCAAGUCUGGAGCCGACUACGCGUAUAUCAUGGAGACGUUCGGUCCGUUUUUUGCGUUCAUGAGACUGUGGGUCGAGUGUAUGAUUGUCAGACCUUGUUCCCAAGCUAUCGUUGCACUCACCUUUAGCCUGUACGUAUUGAAACCAAUAUACACCGACUGCAAUCCACCGGAAGAAUCCACUCGACUGCUGGCCGCUUGUUGCAUAGGUAUAUACUAAUUAUACCUAUAAAUAGUAAUAUAUCGUUAUUGUUAGGAUAACGUGUUUUGGAAGGAUUAAGAUUAAAAGAUUAAAACUACAUGGAAUAUCAAGUUGAAGUACCAGCAAACAUCACGGGAGCAAGUCCGCAAUACUUGCAGGCCGUAUGUUUCGGUACCGCUGACUGUAAAGAUUGUACCCACGCAAAGAUUAUAUUAUUCCCCCACGCGUUAACUUAUCUGUAGAAAAUGACAUGUUUUUAAAUUUUCCUAUUCGUUUUCUGGGGGGAGGGGUUAAACUCUCAAUCCCACCCCUAGUGUACACGCCUAGUAAUCAGUAGUAUAAUACAGUAACGAUAUACCGAUUAACGGAUCGCCAUGAAAAAAUAUUCCCACAAUUUGAAUUUUAAACCAUUUACUAUAAUAAGAAAGGUUAGGUAUGUAUUUAUGAUCAUACUUAUAUUUAUAUAGGGAAGGAAGACAAUAAUCCUCUAUGACGUGACAACUUGAACAAUUAUUUCGGUCGCGUCGGAAUAUUCGAGUAAAUUAAAUUAAGAAAUUAUUAAAUAGUUUUAAUUAGAUUAUUCUGAAUAUGAAUCUAAUUUGAUAAGGUUUGUACAAUUAUUGACUUAUUGGGCAUCUUAAUACGAUAUAAUAGCAAUAAUUAUUAUAUACUUACUCGCAUCGGCGAUUUUAACGUUUCGAAACUAAUUAAACGAUAUGGAUACGAGAAAAUAUUAUUCAAUAUUGUUAUAUAAACGACAGAGAACUAUGUUUUAGCCGUAUAGUUUUAUAAUAUAUAAGGUCAUUUUUUUUCACGUUUAUUUACGCUAUAUACAUUUGCAGGUUUUCAUAAAUAUCAUAAUUACCAUUUGAUAAUUUCCUUUGAUUUGACAAAAUAAUUACAAUUUCUCUACAUCUUUAUAUCUUUCCUUUUUUUUUUUUCUAGAAAACCUUGUAUGCUUGUAUACUGUAUGGGUCCAUUGUUUAGUUUUUUGAAAUCCACGUUCCCUCUCCGCUAGUAUUUAUCAAUUUGAGUUUAAAAGUUUAGUACGAGAAUAGGUAGGUCUGUUUUUUCCUGAGUAUUUUCCUUUUGAAACCCAUCGAUUUAGUAUCCUAACGUUGCAUCGUGGACCACACCCAUACACGAUGAGACUUAGGUUACUACAGGUAACCUGUAAUAUGCAGUUUUCUUGGCGUCUCUUGAAAGAAUACUUUCGAAGUGAACAUCUUACUCAUUGCUCAGUAUUUUCAGUUUGCUGUACUUAUUCUUAGUUUAAUUUUAUCAUGUUUUUGGGAUGUACAUUAUGCCCGAGUGUUUCAAAUUCACAACCCGUUCAAAAGAUAACUGCAAGUCGAUAUUGAAUUUUCGUAGUACAACACACGGGAUAUCUAAUGUCUAUAACAACUGAUUAGCAUAUAUUAAUAUACCUACUUGGUUUUAUCUUCGUUUAUUGAACGCCCGUCGUUUGACUAGAUUCGAUUAGUUUUCUCAUACUUUUUCCAUUUAUAUAUUCUAUUCAAAGUUUUGCAACUAUAAAUAAGUAUUAGUAGUUUUAUAAAGAGGUUAUCUUGAAUACUGUUCAAGUAUAUAGUUUUAUAAUAACUAUAUCCUUGACAGUGCUAAAUACCGAAUAAUCAUUUUCGUUCAUAUUAUAAUAUAACAUAACGCGGUGUAAUGGAGGUGAUUAAUUUAUCGUUAUAAAUGAAUAUUAUUUAAUCGAGAUGUAUAUAUUGUGUCGAUUUGAAAUCAUUGUAUGUUUGCAAGGCGAUCAAGUCUUUGCAACAUUCAAAUCGUUCCGAUCGGUACUAUUACGUCUUAGUGUACACGCUAUGUAGUAAUUAUUAUUUAUUAUCCAACUACUAUCUGUUGUUAUAAACCAGUGACUAAAUCUUUAAUAUAUUAAACAAUUAAUAAUUAACGGAAUUAUUAAUGAAAAUGUAAAUAGAGUAUACGAGGUUUUGCUUAUUUCAAAAAUUGAAAUUGCAUUUGUCUUCUAAUUUUUUCUACCAGAUAGUUUUUUUCCCGGCAACUGUUUUUAACCCUGCGAACGCUAAAACAAUUACAAUAACACUGUCGGCGAAAAAUGUAGCGAUUAAAAUGGUAUUGCCCAUACGACAAAAAGUAAAACAACGGCUUUUUAAACUUUAUUUUACCCGCACUGCGAUAAUUUUUGUGUUUAAAUAACAAAUGUUUUUAAAAUUUUAAUAACAUUUUAAUGUAGCAAAGAAUGUAUCAGUUUUUAAAAGAUGUUUAUUUAAUUAUUUUUUUCUUAUGUAAACACUUCUUUUUGGUAGAAAGGUUACUUCGAUGUAAAUCUUUCUCUGAAAGGAAAUUUUUUGGGGUGGUACUUUUAGGGAGGUCGUUUUUUGAUUUUCCCAGGAGUUUUUUCAACAAAUACGAAAAACUGAAAAAAAAAUUAGGAAAAACGGGAAAAUGUAUGAAAGCAGGUAUUAGUUGAAAAAUGUUUCAAUCUUUUUUUCAUGUGAACAACUUUUCUAUUAAUAGUUUUGCUCGAUUUACAAUGAUAGCACAUUUUCUGAAAGGAAAUCUGAUUGGGGAGGUAAUUUUUUGAUUUUCCUUAGAAGUUUUCCCAAUAAAUGUGAAAAGCCGUAAAAAAAAACAUGGGAAAAACGGGAAAAUCAGUACUAUAUUAAACAAAUAAUACCAAAGAAAGUAUACAUAAUGCUUAUUUUAUCAUUUUUAAGCGUUUUAAAAUGUUAAAGAAAAUCGUAAAAUUCACUGUAUUUCAAAACCGAACAUCGCUCAGAUUUGGUUAAACGAGUUUUAUAGUACACUUUUGUUCGGUUACGGAUUUCAUUUCCAGUUUGUGCGUCGCACUGGGACCACGCGUAGGCGGUUUAACCCGAUGAUGGGCGAAAACCACGUGGUGUGCAGUGCCGUUUCGUCGGAGCUCGGGGAAAAUCAAUGAAACUUUCGCCCGCAGCUUCCCGUCAGGUGAUUGCGCAUUUAAAAUAUUCCGCCAUCGUCAUAUUACUGUUAUUACGUAAAUUCUCGGCGUAGAUAAACUUAACUAUACACACACAAUAUAUUAGCACAAGCCUAAAAACGCUCGGUUGGUUUCUAUUCACCAAACGUUUAGCUUGGUCCAGACGACAAUAGUUAUACUAUCGCGAUAGUUAUCUCGAAAUUCGCAACCGUGAUAAUUAUUAUCGUGAACUAUAGUCGUGCGAAUAUCGCGAGACCAUGAGAAAGAUAGCUGUCGUCGUGCAGUGAUGAACUUAAUAUACACUAUCGUUCCAUUAUUUCACCGUCGUCCGUUUCUAUCUGCAGUGGCUGUUGAUUGUUAUUUGUUUUUUUUCUAUACAUUUAUAGGUAAUAUAAUACAAGGAAACAGGUUACGGGAGCGGAUACCUCCCGUUCUACUGUUCCUGAUUUCAAUCGAAAUACAUUCUACCAUUAAGUUUUCUACUAUAUACACCCAUAUCAGUCUACUACAUCUUCGUACGGACGGUCUCACGCAGAUCUCUGUUAUAGUUAAUGACACGAUACUAACUGUCACGAUAGUAAAACUUUAUUUUUGUGCGGGCCAGCCAUUUGAGCUUAAAUCACUUAAAACUUGCAGUGUUUAUAACAAUCACACAAAUAACAAUAAUCUGCGGACCUGUGUAAUAAUGUUAAUCGUCGUUUAUAAGAAAUAAUAAUUUUUAUGUCACGUACCUAUUAAAAAAAGUCCGUAUUAAAAAAAAAAAUAAAAUAUAUUAUAUUGUGUAUUAAACGCGACAAACACCAUCAUAAGCCAAUAUAGACUCGGUAAAUUUAUAUUUAUUAUCUUUUAAAUAGUCGCGCAAAGGAAACACCUUGUUAACUACAAUAUAAUAAUAUUCGUGAAUAAUAAUAAUAUAUAAUAAUUCCACUCGGUGAAAUAGCAUAUUAUUAUUUAUUUUUUUUCAUUGUAGAUGUACGUGUCGCGUAUGAAAAAAUAAAUAAAUAACGCACGGACGAAAAGUAUGUUUAAAGAUAAGCGGGCCAGAAAAGUGUACACUGCGAGCGUGCAAAGUUCCCGGUCUUUCGUUAACGUUUUUCCAACGACAAAACUAUAAUUCAUUUUUGAAAAAAAAUUCGGCGACCUGAUCUGAUAUUAUGCUUGUUUAUAGAUAGAUAGGUAUCUAAAUAAAUUAAAUAUUAGCUCAAUUUGCGGACAGGACAUUUUUAAAAUUCUUAACGUACUUACAUUUCGGUAUCUGUUUUCUUUUUUCUUAAUAUUGACUAGUGUGAAUAUAUAUUUUAUUAGUAAUUUAUUUUUGAAUUUAUAUUCAAUAGCUGAUACUUAAUAUUCAUGUUUUAAUUCAUAACAGCAAUAAUAACAACAAUUAUAAUAUAACAUUAUUGUUAAUAUGUUAUGAACAAAUUAUAGCACACGUGUUCCACGGAGAUAUUCGUAAUAUCUCCAUAGUAAUAUCUCCGAAGAUAAUAAAGAUAAUCAAAUUCUGUUUUGUUUACAUAACUCACUGGGAUAAGAAUUAAAAAUGUUUGAAUUGUAAUUCAUUUUUUAUGUUUUGGUAAAAAAUUUAAAACUAAUAUUGAAAAAUUUGAAAAAAGCCAUUUAAUAAGUUAUAUUCGUCUGAAAAUAUUGACGUAUCAACUUUUUGUUUUCAUUAAAUUCGUAAUUUUUAAUAAUUGUUUAAAGUUCAGAGAAAAGAAGUGUAUAGUCAAUAACUAACCGUAAUAAUAAUAAUCAAUUAGAGAGUGAGAUUACAGCCUGUUGUGGAAUUAUAGGUACUUUUCUCUGAACUUUAAAAAAGUAACGAAUUUAAUGAAAAUAAAAAGUUGGGCACAUUGAAACUUUCAGAAAAAUAAACUCUAUAAAAUGGCUAUUUUCAAAUUUUUCAAAAAUAAUAAAAUAAUGAGUUAUUUUUUUUAUUAUCAAAGCAUAAGAAAUUGGAUUGUAAUAUAAAUAUUUGUAGUUCUUAUUCCUGUGAAUAAUGUAAAAAAAAAAAAAAAAAAACAGAAUAUAAUUAUCUUUAUUAUCUCUGGAGAUGUUACAAUGGGUAUAUUUUCGUGGGGCACUCAGUAUAUAAUAUCUCUUUUCGACCAAAACUUAUGUUUAGAAAGUUAAAAUUAAUAAAAUAAACGCUUAUGUACGUACAAAUUAUUAUUUCGAAGAACCGAGAUAAUUCAUAUUUCAUAAAAAUAGACUACCGUACUUUGUUUUUUAGUGAAACAACUUUUUUGCACGUGUAAUAUUACAGAUUAAAAAACGUGUAGUUUACUACGGACGUUACACGCUGGCGUACUGCACAUAUAUACAAUAUAAUGUAUGACACUCAUUAUCUCGGAAUGUAUUAACUUUUUACGUAAAAUUUGAGAAACAAACAGCACUAAUGUAUAACAUUAUUCAUAUUUUUUGUCACCCUCGUAUGCGAGGUUGAAAAGAUUACCAUAUUUUGAUUUUUAAAUGGCAACCUAUAUUAAAAAUUCAACGAUUAGAUAUCUUGAAGUUUCCUUUUAAAUAAAUUUGAGUGUUGAUAUUUGCAAUUUCCGUCAACGUGAUCACACUGUAUAGGAAUUAUUUUAAAUUUAACGCAGUUUAGAUGAAUUUCAUUUUAGAUAUUUUCGUCCUGAGAUAUUUUACUUGACGAACAAGAGAGGUACUUAUUAUUAUAGAUGCACGCAGAAUGUUUAUGGAUUAUGAGAUUAACCACCAUUUAACACUCACUACAAUAUAAUUGCAUUUUUAAACACUAAUUAAAAUUUUAAUUUGCAUACUAACUCCAGUUGAAUACCUAUUCAAGUUUUAUUAUUUGUUGUUUUUUUAGUUUUUUGAUCAAUGGUAAUUAUAUAAAUAUACAUAGUGCAGCCUCUUAAAUCUCCAAACUAUAAAUAAUUGCCAAUAAAUUAAGCGCUUAUUUUAUUUUAUUUUUUUUAAUUACAGUUUUCACAAAAUGUAUACGCGAUGAUUUCUAACGGUUGGUUUUAUAUAAUUUAAUUAAUUUUACUGAUUGUAUUUUUUGUUUCCUUUCAUAAUGAUAUAGCGGCAUAACGUAUUAACAGGCCCUGAUUUACGCACGAGCACAAUACUCCCAAAUUCGUAUAGGGUCCCAUUCUAUAACAAAAAAAAAAAAUUAAAAAAUACCUGGGAAACAGGGAUCCAUUUAUAUAUAUAAUGGUAUAUAUGUUAUUCCUAUAUAUUUAUCAUUAUCAAAUAGUAUAAAAGUUAGAAAUCCAAUUGCGUAUAGUCGACAGCGACGGCAGGUAGUCCUAACGAUAUCACUUUUGAAAAAAUACAAAUGUCCUAUUUUUUAAUACAUUUUUUUUUCUUCAAGCAUACUUGAAGCAUACAAACACAUACUUAUACUCUCUGGGAGUUUUUCCCACCAUCACAAUCUUCUACCGUAUAAUUUUUAUAUUAUAAAACCUCGACCUCUGCGCACUCCACUGUGGUUACAUAUAAGUAGUUCUUCUUUCUUCUAUGGUUCUUAAAAUGCUUCUUUUAUAUGCCUCUUAGGACCAUCCCAUUUCAAACCCACUCACCUCACUCUUCUCAAUUCAUUGCUAUUUCCUUCCAACUCGUGUCUCCUCCUAAUGAUUCCACAUCAUUUCUGUCUAAGUUUUCCCAUCUUGUUUUGGGUCUUCCAAGUGGUCUUUUUCCACACGGGUUUUGUUCCGUUACUGCUUUUAUUAACUCAGUUAUAUAUAGCUAUAUACUCGUUUGUUCCAAUCGUCUCACAAUACAGCUAUUCAACCAUUUAUUUUUCUCGCUAUGCGUCCGUAUAUAAAUUGCCUAAAGUCCUUCGCACGUCUCUAAUUUUGUACUCUCAAUAACGUAUCUAAAUUUGAUUACACCGACGGGAACGCGUGAAAUUGAGCGAGAAGUUGAGAAGAAAACAAAACAAAAGUACCACGUUUUGAAAACGUAAAUCGAAUUGCGCCUUUGCCUAAUUCCAAGUUAUCGGACGAUGUCGUUGAACUCGUACCAGCAGCAAAACACCCCUGUACGUAUUCUUUUAUUAAUCGUCACUGAUGAAACCAUAAUAAAGACUUCUUUAUAUACGUGUUCGGCUUAAAAUGUUUAAGUGCUCGUUGUGUGUGAAUCGCGUUAGAAUUUAUAGUCUGUAGAAAUUAAUAUGCAGUAAUGUAGUGUAUUAAAACGAAAUUAAAAAUUCCAACGGGUUUUUUUUUUUUUUUAUAGUUUUUAACAGAUAAUAUUGUAUACAUUGAAAUUGAUUGUGCACAUUUUUACUGAUAUUGAUAAACGUAGAAAUGUGUUUUACAGUGUACCUAUAUAGUAUAAUAUCACAAUAGUUUGAACAAACUGUAAUUUGGUUUUCCAGCAAAUGUGAAAAACCGGGGAAAAAAAACGGGAAAACCGGAAAAAUCGGUACAACAUUAAAUAAAUAUCAUUAAAGAAAAUAUAUAAAGCCUAUUUAAUUUUUUCAUUUCAAUAUGAUAUAUAUAUUACAUUGUUGAAAAAGCAUCACUAUCAACCGAACUCCGCUCAGAAUCGUUUUUUCGUUAGCAAUGGUUUAUCGUUGCUUACAUGUAUACAUUAAAUUACCUAUAACAGUUGCUGCACAUUUCCCAUUAUUCUAGAACGUCUUUUUAUUAUCAAUUUAACUAGAAUAAUAAUUAUAAUGAUCCAUAAUGUCAAUAAAUAAAGCUAUAUUUGUUUUUUUUUCCAAUGUUUAUUUUUAUUUUAUCUUUAGUAAUAAAUGAUGCAGUAAAAUUUGUAAAUAUUUGUAAUUAUGUACAAUUGUAAAAAAUAUUACUGUUUAAUAAAUAAAUAAUAUUAUCUUUAUUUUGUAUUAUUAUUAUGUGGUUCAGAAUCAAAUUAAUUGAUAAUACAUUAUUAUUAUUAUUAGAGUAUAUUUAAUGACAAAAUUUAAAAACAUUAGAACUUCAAAAUUAUAAGUUAUAUUUUAUUGAGGGUAUUAUUCAAGGCUGGGUUAAAAGGAGGGGGGACGUUAGCUAUACAGAUCACAAGACGAAGGGAAUCAAAAAGAAAUUUCGUCUCUUUUUUUUAUCUUUACAUUCUUUUUGGAUUUUAAGUGUAGCCAUAAGUUUCACAAACAUGCGUUUUUUUCUCGAUAAACAUUUUUUUAUUUAGUAAAAAUUGUAUAAUAAUUAAAAUAUGCAACAAAAUAAAUGUGAAUUAAAAAAAUAAAUCAAUUAGAAUAAAAAGAAAAGCUUCACGCCGUAUAAUUUCCCCUCUCAGACUAUGCGUCCGUCUUUGUAGGUAUAUUGUAAACAUUUUGUAGGUUCGACGAAACCUGUACUGGGAGUAUCAAAUAAAUUCGAAAUGUACUUUUCGAACAUAAUAUACUCGCGUUCGUGUUGAAAAAAAUAAUACCAUUUUUUUUUUUCCAGUGAUAUUGACGUUUAUCAAUUGCUGGGACGUCAAAUGGGCCACACGCGUUCAGGACAUAUUCACGUACGCCAAGCUGUUGGCUCUCAUGGUCAUCAUAGCGACAGGAGUUUACCAGUUGUUUGCAGGUAAAAAAAGCCGUUUACAAUAUUAUUUCAUUGAGAAAUCAUGUACGUAAUAUUAUACGUACGUUUGUGUCAAUACUUUUGAUUGACGUGUGGGCUAUAUUGACGUAUUUUAUUUAAUAACAAAUUGUAAGGAAAACGAAUCGUUGCCGAACUGAAAACCUAUCCGAUGGGCUUAGUAAAGUUAAGACGAUUAGAUAGUAUUUUUUUUCGUUGUCAUCGUUGCAGCGUAGCAAUAAUUUAGAUCGAUUUUCUUUCAAUUAGCCCGAUCGACGUAGUGAAGCGAUACGAAUUAUUCUGAAAAAAAAAAUGAUUUGAAUUGGUCCAAAGCGUAUCUACACGAAAUCGGUCGGGUCACUAAAGCGAAUUUUAGUUCAAAAAAUAUGAAUAUUGAAAAAAAAAAACUAUAAUUAAAUUGAAAAAGUUGCCGGCCGAUUUUAAGUACACACUAUGAGACACGCGAUGGAUCUAUUUUCCACAUGAAUCUAUUUUCCUACAUGUAAAAUAUAUAUAAUAUAUGAUGUUGAUGGUGUUUUGUUAAUAGCGCCGUUUACCACUAAAAAUCUAAAAAUGUGUGUUUUGUAUUAACAAAAUCAGAAAAAUUAGGAACACAAACUGGUAAAACGGCGUAUUUAAAUACAUACAAUUAAGCACCAAUACUUAAUGUGGACUAAAAUAUAUCCAGGUGCCCUUUUGAAAUAUGAUUAAAUCACCGAUGAUUUGUUAAAUGGGCGUAAAUCACAUUUAAUACAUGUAUACUUUGUGUACAAGCUAUUAUAUUGUGUACGAGCCAUUUUAUUGUUUUCCACGAUAAACAUCACUAAAAACUGUUUGGCUGUUUUUUUAUUUUUUUUUGCAAAGCAGUCCUUUUUGCUUCUUGAAAAAAAGUGAAAUGUGAUUGAUGCACUUUUAACAAAACGCCGUCUUUAUAAUUAUGUACGCACUCAGCAAAACAGGCGAGUCUGAUCAUAUUGUUUAAUCCAGUACACACAAAAUAAUACAUUUUCAAUAAAACCGAUUCGAGUUUUUGAAAUGCCAUAGAAAACAUCUCGACGGUAAUAAUAAUCUCAAAGCGCCCCCCUCCUCCCUGCGGACUGCAAACACUCAAACUAAAAGGGACGGAUGAUUUUACCUCAAACGUAAGAAGAGGAAGUCCGUCCCCGUACCGCUUUAACCGCUUUGUAUCCGACUAAAAUUGUUUCUUUAUAAUCUUUGCGAUCUGUCAACUUGCUCAUAGACGCCCACCGGGUAGCGGUACAACUGUAUUAUUGGUGGAUUCGUGUUUUUUUUUUUACAUUUUUGUUAUUAUUAGAUCCGCAAUUCGCGAUAAACGAUACAGGGUAAACGUAUAUACAAGCUUUGAAAUUGAAUUUAUUUCCUCGAUCACAUUUUGUUUAUGAUUAAAUCAGACUAAAUAAUAUUAUAAUAUGACGUAUGGAGUAAACGUAACAUUUUGAACGUAUUAUUCCGACCGCCGAAAAAGACAAAAUGCAAACAUUUUAUCGAGUCUUAAGAAAACUCGGUAAAAAAACGUCACCGGAUAUAAUAUAAUAUAUUGCGAUUGUAAUAGUUUAUUGAUAAAAACGUUGUUUUAUUUACAACAUGGCACCCUAUAUAUUAUUUUCUUCUUCUCGAAAAAAAAAAAAACACAUUUUAUACGAUAAAAAAUUGUAUUUUAAUAGUACGCGCGAAUUAUACAUCUCCGAAAACGGAAAAUCGUCGUGGUAGAGUUGUAGACCGUUCAAUCUGCAAUCAUAAUAAUAAUAUGAUAAUGAUGAUGUAUUAGAAAAAAAAAAACAACAUUCAAUCGUUUAAUUUUCCAUAAACGGUUCGGAAAUACGAAAACUAUAUAAAAUUAAUAACACAUUUAUAGACGGUGUAUACAUAUUAUAGGUAAUGAUAAUAAUAAUAAUAAUAAUAUAAUACACACGUAAAAAAAGUGCACAAUGGCAAAAUACAAUUUUUUUUUUUUUUUUUAAAAAUUGCAUACAAAAAUGCGUUUACGCUUUCGAGUAAAAUCGUUUGCCUGCGUUUAACGUUAUAAUUUAAUAAUCCAACAUAUAACGUACGGUACAAAUAAUUAUAUUUUUCAACAACCCAACCUAACAGCCCUAAUCUAUGUCGAACGUGGAAGGAUGGAAAAGCAUUUUCCGGGACAAGUUCUCGUUGGACUCGUGCAGUCGGCCGGGCAGACGGAGCGGGUCCGGUUCGUGGUCUUUUUUAAACUUCGAGAAACCGCCCGCCAAGUCGGUUUUACCGCCGAAAAAUCGCUGUUUGUCCUUACCGAAGACGCUGCUGCCGCCGUUGUUGUUGUUGUUGCCGAAUUGCAGUCUGAAAUCGUUGUUGUCGUUGUCUCUGGACUUGGAUUCGAAAUCGAGAACGACCGGCUGAAAGUAUUCCAAUACCGAUUCGUCGGACGACGUUCGGCCGCCUUUAAAACGGCCGCCGCCGCCGAAUCUGUCCGACGUCGACUUUCCGCCGUUGUACCGGAACAACGGUUUCGGACGUUUACCGCGGUCGUCGUCGUCGUUACCGAAAUCUCGCGAAAACUGCGAGGACAAUCGGCCCGCCGUGAAGUCGACACCGUGCCGGUCGUCGUUGUUGCCACCGAAAUUAUCGGAAAAGCCCGACGAAAACCGGCCCCCCUCGGACCGCCGGUCGUCGUCGAAGCCCCGGGAAAAAUGUUCGGCUUCCAGACGACCGGGAUUUUUGUCGUCGAGCGCGGCCGCCGACUGCAAGCCGAACUGUUCAAAGUCCAGUGGCUCGCCGGACGAGUGUUCGGACGGGAACGACGACAACAACGCGGUCGUUUUGGGCUCGUUAUUAUUGUUAUUGUUGUACCGGAACCGGGACCGGCGUUCGUCCGGAUUCUGGUUGACGUUCGACGAGAAACUCGACACGGAAAACGGAGUCUGCACGCUGAACGACACUCCGCGGCCCGUGUUUUCCAUAGUGCUCUUGGUCACGUGGUAACCCCUUUCCGGGAUCGGUUUCCUGGCCAGCCGGUUUCUGAAGUCGUCGAUAUCGAAACCACCGCCGCCACCGCGUUGGCCGCCAUCGGUACCCGCGCCGCCUUCAUCCCGUUCAUCGUAGUUUGAUCUCCCGGGUGACGACGACGUGACGAAUCGUCCCUUAUUGUUAGCGGCCGACGACUUUCCUGGCUCGUCCCAGGCAUUAAUUUCCCGACCGAAAUCCACUUUGAACCGGUCGCUGUCGUCUCUGAACGCGGACGGCGCGUCCGUCUUUUUCGACCCUCCGCGAUUAUGCAGUGCCGACUGAUCCCCCGCGUUCAGGUUGCGCACCUGUUGUACGUAACCGUUCGGGUUGUUGAUCACCGACUGGUCGGUGAUGUCGUGCGAUUUUUGUAUCUGCACUUCGGUGGCGUGUCCGACGUUUUGGGCCACGUACGAAUUUCUCAAAGACUGUCCCACGUCCGAGUCUUUAUUCGAAGUCACCGCCACGGCACUGUUGUUGCUGGUUAUCGUCCCGCGCGGUUUACUACUGGCGGCGGCGGUGUCCGUGGCGUCGCGUUUAUGUCGGUGUCCGUUCACUGUGCACGGGCACUUUUGGGUUUGGUCGCCGUGAGACACGCCGUUGUGGCUGGAACCGUCGCUCUGCAUGUCCGUCUCGGAAAACGACGCGAUCUGAAUGGACGGCUCGAUGGUUAUGUGCGACACGUACUCGACGGUUUCGGGCGUUUGGGACGACGGCGACGGCGAUUCGUUCACUUCGGCCCAGUGGUCGUCGUGAUGAUGAGAGUUAUGAUGUUGGUACGAACCCUGAUAAAUGUGAUCGUGGUGAUCGUUGUCGUUGUCGUCGUCGUCGUGGUGGUGGUGGUGGUUGUGGUGAUCGUCGUGGUGAUGGCUUUCGACAUCGUUGUGCGUGUCUUCGUCCGCGUUCUUCGGGUAUUCCUCCUUAUUGUUGUAAUCGGGCGACUUGUAGUUGACGUGCUUGUAGUGCACGUGCUUGUAGUCGACGUGCCUGUAAUCGACGGGGUUGUAUUCGACGUGAUUGUAAUCGUCGGGCUCGUAAUCGACAACGGGCUUGUAAUCGGCGACGGGCUUAUUGUAAUCGACGGGUUUGUGUUUGGGAGGAUUGUAUUCCAUGGUCUUGAAAUCCGGCGCCUUGUAAUCGGUAUUGUAAUCGACGUGUUUAUAGUUGGCCGGAUUGUAAUCUACGGGUUUAAAACCGGACAGACUGGCGGUCGACGGCUUGAAACUCGAGUAUUUGUAAUUAUUGAUCAAGUGGUUGUGCUUUCGGGGCAGUUUGGCACCGUAAACGUAUUUCGAAUGUUUCUUAGCGUCGGGCCAAUAAUAGUCUGAAUAAUUUUUCGUUUUCACGGGCGGCGGAAGCGGGUGUAAGGCCCACGGCAUCGAUUUGUCCACCUCGAGUUUUAUCGCUUUGGCCGUCGGCAUGGGCGGCGGAAGUGGAUGUAACGUCCACGGCAGAUCGUUCUUCAACAGCGUCAGCGACGAGUCUUCCGUUUUUAUUGAAAAUUUUUUCGGGUAUCUCAGUUUCACUUUCGGUUCGGCCACUUGGCGGGCGCGCAACUUGGACAAUUUUAACUUUUGCAUCGGAACAUACCUGUUGAACAAAAAAAAAAAAUACCAAAAGCGUCAGUCUAUAUCGUAUGUAUCUAAAAAAAUGCAGUAAAAAUAUCCCGAAAACGCCUUAAUAAAAAAGUAGAAUUAAAAACGAUUGUUCUCCUAUUUAAAUCGGCCAAUAUUGUUUUCUCUUAAAUCGUGAUUAGAAACAAUAGUGUCGUGUACGUGACAUCUGACAGUAUAAGGUAUUACCUAUAUUUUAAAUAGAAAUUGGUUCGUAACAGACCAACGAUGGUUUAGUUUUUCCGUCAUUUAAAAUUAUCGGUAAUAAAAUGAUAUUUAACCGAUUAAAAGGUGCAAAAACAAAAAAAAAAAAUAAAAAAAAUAAAAAACGAUUUGAUUCUGCUGUGUGUCAUAGUGACGCGGUAUAAACGGACAGAAACGUGACAAAAUCGUCCGACAAACGACGAAAGUAGUAAAACAUUAUAAUACUCGGGGAGUCGUAAAACCGUUUAAAUUAUUUAAUUUUGAACAACAGUUACUUUUAGAAGAAAGAAGGAAGGGGUAUAAGAAAACUAAGAGAUCUAUACAGCACGCAGGAAAUAACCAGACAUCAUAGUGGAAGAAAUAAAAUAAAAAAGGACGGAAGACCAUUCCUCGUUCCACUCAGAACUUAAAAUAACAAACUACAAUAGGCAAGCCACAUACGGAGACAACAGAGCCAACAAGUAAGGAUAUUGUAGGAGGAUCCUAGUGGAAAAACAACUUUUGAAAACUGUGUUAAGACUUAUUUAAAAAAUAUUAUGUGUUUUGAAUUUUAUCUCACCUAUAGACGGAUGUUUUAAAACCUAUCUGAAAAUUCUCCAAGGAAGAAAAAGAUAAUAAUAUUUUUAGCCUCCAUGUAUUUAUUCAUAAAAAAAAAAAAGCCGUUCGGCUUUUUAACGGAAAUAACGAAAUUGCAAGGAACUCGGGUGUUAAGGCUCGAGCUUUAGAGAUCUCUAACGAACAGGGCGCAUUGACAAUCCAGAAAUAAAACGAUAGCCGACCAGGGCCCGACGUCUUGAUGACAACGAUUCAAGCACUUCGUUUAUAGGGUGCGAUAACCGCGGGGUCGUUGAACGAUAUUUAAAACUGUACUCUUCUUCAUAAUUCAGGAAUCGGCCAUGUUCACCAUAUUCAACUCUUUGUAUUAUAGUAGUGUAUACGGUGACCGGACGACCGCGAGCGCUAGAGCAUAAGUAAAUAAUGAAAUAUAUGCCAGUUUUUGUCGUUCGUUUGGAAAACGUCGAGGAAAACCGAAAUCGACCGCCUGGGUCCAUUUACUAGAUCGAAAAUUAUUCCACGAGAAAGUUCCCGUAAAGUUUUUCAAUUGAAGGUUAUUUUAUAAAAAAAAAAACACACACACACACACACAUACAUCAUAGAAAUACCGUAAUGUAUUCGCUCAGAAUUUUCAAACAUUAUGUCGAUGUGAUAUUUGUCGACUACAGAAUUGAUUCAAUAGAUAAACUGUAGCGGCGGUGGUGUUUAAGCGAAAAUAUUUUUUUUACCGACGAAAGUAAAACGCGACACUUAUUAUUAUAUUAUUUCUACGGCGCGGUAAUACACAACAACAACAACAGCAACAACAACAAUAUACUUUUUGUCGGUAUAAAAUACCUGUAUCCGUGUUUAGUACACAGAAAUUAUCUAUGACGAAUGAUAAAUUAAAAAAAAAAUGAUAAUAAUAAUGUAUAAAAAUUCAGUAUGCUACGCGUUCUGCCACGUCUUCUCCGCAUUAUUUUAGCGGUAUUAUUAUCUAAAUAAAAAAAAAAAAGUGCUUUUACAAUACACCUAAACAUAAUCGAUGGAAUGUUUUUUUUUUUCUAUAAUAUUAUGUGGAUGGCGUUUGUUUUGCGGUGCCGAGUAUAAUAUAUAAUGGAAAAAAAAAAUAAAAAUCUCGAGGUAAUUUUUAUUUUUUCACAAAUUUACCGAAGUUUCUCGGCGGAAUUAUUUUCGUUUUCCGUUCAACGGUAUUAUAUAGCAGAGCUGUUAACGACGAACUCUCUGUUUUAGAGCAUAGGACGUACCCGGAACAUAAUAACCUACGAGGUCGCGUGCCCGAAGAUCCCACCGGCGCUACCACGUUUCUGGUUAUAACCGUUUCUGUGGCAUACGUUUUUUUAUUUAUCGAAAUGAAUAUACCUGAUGAGAAAAAAAUACGUGUUUAAUUCGAAUAUUAUAAUAUAAUGUAAAUCAAAGACGACACAACAAUAUUUUAUAAACACAUUAUAUUAUUAUUAUAAUUAGAGGUCGGAUUUAUAAUCUCUUAUGAUCCGCGAAAAGGCACUUAAAAACGUCGAAAAAGUACUUAAAAAUGAUAUAUGGGUUUAAAAGUCCCCCUCUAGAGGCUUUGAUUAAAUUCAAUUUCCUAAUACUACAAAAAAUAAUUGAUUCGAAAUAAUUUCUUUUAAAUAAAAUCGCACCUCCGUAUUAUAUAUAUAUAAAAAAAAAAAAAUUACUAUUUAUUCAGUUUUGUAGUGUUGGAAAAUUGUAUUUAGAAAUUUAGAUCAAUUACAGGGGGACUUUAAAUUUCUCUAUUAUUUUUAAAUGCUUUUUUCAAGGUUUUUUGACGUUUUAAUUUACUUUUUUGUUGGUUUUUAGGAACAUAUAAAUCCGGUAUCUAAUUACAAUAUUAAGUCAUAAAUUAUAAUGGUUAAAAUACGAGUAAAUAAAUAUACGUAAUUGUUAAUUAGUAAAAUAAUAAUAUUAUAAAUCCCUUUCAAAUCAUUUCUAUAUUAAUUUCUAAAAUGUGAUUAUUUUUUCAACUUUUUUCUAAUUUGAAUAACUUGUUUGGUCUCUAUUGCUUCAUGAAAUACCUAUAGUUGUAUUGUUAAUAUUUUCUUAGUAUGUUAUUAUGUUUUAAUAAUGUUAUAUGUUUUUAUAAUAAUAACAAUCACUAAAUAAAUUGGGUUUUAAGUUUACACUUGCGACACUAACUUCCUUGGAGUAAUAUCAAGUUUGGAUGUAUUUUCAUGUUUCAAAGUUGCUAUAUCUGGAUCUAGUUUUGUUGGCCGUUUUAUUUUUUUCGUAUACUGUUAUUUUAGCAUGCUAUUUUACUAACACUACUAAAGUUUUAGAAGUUUUCCGUAAAACCAUUAAACCUUUAAAAAAUUUUAAAGGAGAAAAAAAAUAUACACCUCUAUAUGUGUGUUACACUGGAAUUGUUCGUAAAUUAGUUUUCCAACGACUAUAAUUUUAGGAAGUUUUAUCGAUUUCCCGUAAGAUAUUGACAUCUUCGGAGCAUUAUCUGGUUUGGACGUGGCGGAUUUUUUAUACUUUUUUGUUGACGUUAGUGUUGCUGUAGGUCGCUGUGGUUACAAUAUUGUCACUAAUCAUUUUUCGAUAAAAGUUAUUCCACUAUUAACAAGAGAGUGGCAGAGACGAUUUAUAUUUGACGAAUUUGAACGUGGAUAAACGAGUAAAAACAAAUCGGGAUCGUAAUUUUUUGGUUCCAAGACGAAACAUUUCUCGGGGUCGGUGAGCAGAAUGAUUUAGGAUCGAAAUGGCUGCGUCCGAGUUGGAUCCCAGACGGUAAUAUUUUUGAUAGGUUGGAUCGUUACUAUUUGGGUCCCAAUGCAUUUCAGGUACUCUACUAAAGUUCGGUCUGGACGUUCGAAAGCAAUACAAAAAAUUGUCCUUCCCAUUUUUACAGACUUAGGACUUAUGAUUUAUUUCACCAGUAAUUUUUCUGUCAUUUUAUCCUUUGUAAAAUACAAUCCCUUCGGGUUUUCCCCCCGAUUUUUCAUAUUAAUGUAAAUACCUAUUUCUUUACUUUAUAAAACUUCUAUAAAUUGAAUAUAGGUAGUAGGAUGAAUAAUGCGUUUUCUGAACAUUCAAAAUGUUAUAAUUAUUUUGAAUAUUACGGUAAUAGCUGAUUGCAUGCGGAAACCCGGGACCCAUCUAGUGCACUAUCCUUCUAAAACCAACACGGAUGGAAUCUCUCGGUUUUUUGUGUUUUUCCGCGAUGGAAAUGACCAAAAGAAAAAUCUCGGAAUGUUAUAAUUUCGUUCGAUCGUUUUCAACAAUAAUAACAAUCCUGCAGAAGAUUAUCCGCGUUCGCAAACGAUUUCGUUUUCAUCGCAUUCCUAAUGUUCUGUAUACAAUGAACUGUUGUCCGGCACUCGCGGUUUCAAUCUCCUCUCGAUCCGUCAUAGGUUAUUGUUAUUAUUACUGUUGUAAACUAAUUUUUUUUUUUCGAAAUCUCAUAUCUUCCAACAACAAUAUCGCGUAAUUAAUUUUACGGUUCCAUUUCGUUUCGCGGUGGACUGCGGACUUAUAAUAAUAAUACACGGAUUAUAAUAUAGACGCGUUUGAAUUAUUAUUUGAAUCGGGAAUUUCACCGUUUUUUUUUUUUUUUACGAUUCGUUGAUCUUUCCGUUCGGGUGCCGUGUACAACAAUACGGAACACAAAUUGAUAAAAAACGAGUGUAAAUUAACAACGUCUUAAUAUUAACCGAUUGAUUGUGAUUUCAAUCUGGUUUUUAGACUGUAUAAAUUGUUUCGAAAUACCGCGGAGACGAUCGCACGGACUAUUGAUGAAACCGAUUAGGUAUUGCGGCCGAAUUCGCUAGAUUUUCGAAUAACAAUUCUUAAGCCGCGUGUCUCCAUCAAAACCACUGGUUCUAAACGGCCGAUUACUAUUGUACGGACAUUUAUUUCGAUCGAACCUAACGAUCGAAAUCGUCGAAAUGAUGAAUACAAUUAUCGUACGAAUCAUUAGAAAUUCACGAUUAUUGUCCGUGGCGGUGGUGAAAAUCAACUAAUAAAAACCUACUAUACUAUAAUAACGUCGGGCAGUGACUUAUUUACGGGGUCGGAUCUGGGGAUGGAUCCACUCUAGUAGCUAUUACUCAAUCCCCUGAUUGCGGCCCAAAGUGACCUUUUUUCCUUUUUCAUAUCUCGAUUGCGGCCCGUGCAAAUUAAGUAGAAAAUACCGUUUUCAGUGGUUAUAAAACUAAACACGUAUCCCAGUUACGUUCAAAGUAUUUUUAUAUAAAAUAUAUAAUACAGUACAUUUACAAAAUACAGAAGAAAUUUAAAUAAUAUUAAAGUAUUAAUAUAAAUUAUUAAAAAAAAAACUAAAUAAUCGAAUUAUUUAGUUCAAUAACUAAAAGCAAUAUUAUCUUUAUUUACUAAAUAAUAUAAAAUUGUUACCGUAGUCGUAAAUUGUAUACUAUAUUUAUAUAUUGUAGAAAAUGCAACGGGGCGGAACUUGUGUGACUAAUAAAUUACACGGGACGGAAUUAGUAUACUUAUUUUAAAAACCGGUUACGGAAUUAGUAUAUCCUUAAAUUUAAAUUUUACAUUUGGGACGGAAUUCGGAUGCAGCCAUAAAAACUUCCGCGGUUCUAUAAUCGUGACGAGAGUGGUGAUAAUAUUAUGAUUUUAAAAUGUAUAGUUAGAUCCUUAAAAGUUAAAACUAUUGUUCAUUUGAAAACAAAAUUGUUUUAUCAAAAGCGAGGUGGGUGUAUAAAUGUGUAAUACAUACGCUGAGGGAGAGGGGAUCUUAUUCCCUCACGGGUAUGCGAGUGAAAUUGUUUUGUAUCCACUUCAUAGAAAUAAAUGCUAAACAUGCCACUGACGCGUGAAAAGGUUUUGAAACGCAGAUAUGUGGUAAAAUUUAAAUCUAGAUAAAAAUCAAAAAUCAUUUAAAUAUACACAUAAAGUUAACAAAAUUUUAAACUAUCUCAGACAAGUGAAAUUUAUAUAGACAAAAACAGAUACAAUUUUUUUUUUUUUUAUGACUAUUGUCGAGCAUAUUACAUUAGAGAGAGAUACACAUUUAAACGGUUAAACAGCUAACUGAAAUUAUACUAUUGAAUUUUAUAUUUUAUACUAUGGCUAAUAUACUAUAUCGAUUUUUCUUUCUUUUACCUAGGUGCAUUAUACUGAGAUAAUCACUGAAAAGAUUAUUAUUUUUUUUUUUAUAGUUUUCAAAUUGAUAUCAUAGACAUUUUUAUCUAGAUCUAGAAUAUGUAAUAAAUACAUAUUAUCCAAAUAGAUUUAUUUGUAAAUAAGUCUCAACACUAUUUACAACGCACGUGGCAGCGCGAGUUUGAUCGUAUUCAUUUUCUCGGUUGACUUGUUGCAAUAAGCGACGAAUUCAACUGUCGACGUUUUGAAUAUUUUUGCAAAUAAUAAAUUAGAGUUGGCUGUAAAAUUACAGUGUAUUGAAUUAUACUUAAAGUUCAAUCUCUACAAGCAGACCGUGGUGAUGCCGAGAUAGAAACGCCGAUUUAAAUGAUUUAAAUAUUAUGUGAUCGAGUACGGAAAAGUACGUUUCUUUUUUUGCGGCUGGAGGUUUAGGUUAGGUUGCCAACUUUUUCAUUAGCGGCGUUCAAGACUCGAAAAUCGCCGAAACAAGCGGUGCCCCUAGUUAAAAGUAAUUCGCAAAGAAGUAAACUUAGAAAAUGUUAAAAUAUCCCCCCGCAAAGUUUUUCCCACGGUAUUAUUAUAAAUAAUCGAUAAAACAAUAUGGCAUUUUCUAAUUUCAUUCGCUAUCGUCGUAUAGCACGAAACAAAUUUCCGCAGUCCGAAAGACAUAAACCAAAAAAACUUUACAAAAACCCGAACACUACUCUUCAGAGAAACACGUAUUGUUAUUAAGACUCUAGGAUAGUAGUUGUCCGAGUCACAAAAGCCAAUUGCUAAAUCGAGUAUUAAAUUCCGCCCUAACAGGCCCUAAGCAUCCACAUUGUUCAUAUUUGUCAAGGAAAAUAUAUUUUCAUUUAUUAUAACGAAAUUAAAAACAAAAAAUUACUACGUGUAUUGACGAAAUUUCGUAAAAAUAAUGAAAUAAAAAAAAAAAACAAAACAAAAUUUUUCCGGUAUCAUUUUAUUUAUUUAUCUUAACGAUCAAAUCUUUGAAAUAAAUCCUAUACAUUAUCUUAGUUUAUUGUGAGAACUGUUUGGUGAGCACACCCUAAAACCAAAGUCUACCUCCGCCACUGCAUGUGCCCAUGGACCGUCUUGUAAAAUUGACUAGUACAGUUCACUAUAGUAACGAAUUCGCAUAAAUUCUCUGCUCGGUUAAUGGAACAACAGUACGGUCGAAAACCCGCACUUUGAUGAUCAUUUUAUAAUUAAGCGAUUCAAUAAAAUAGGCAAUAUAAAGCAAAAGAAAAUACGAUGAAAUAGAUCGAGACAGCCGUUUGCUCUUGAGUGAACUUGCAGAAUAUGAUGUCACGAAUUGCGUGAGAACGAUUCUGUCAACGAUUACUCGACUCACUUGCCAAAUAGACACUAGAUAAAAUUAGUGAUAUCAGCGAUUUUACUGACACCAGUGGCAUCUACAUCGAUUUAGUAAAUAUAAACGAGCGCGAGUAUACAGCACGUCCAACUCGGACUAGAGAAUUGAACCGAAUAUAGAAUUUAUUUAGCAGUAUUGUCCUGCAGCGUAAAAAACGGUAUUGCACUAGGAUGGUGCUCGGCCGAGUUACUAAAGCAAGUUUAAUAAUAAUUUAGUAGAGCGUUCGUGUUCACGCGUAGAAGAGGAAACGUGAGCCAGUGAAUUAGUAGAGUUAAUUAGUGAACUAUAUUAACCUAUUAAAUCUUUAUAGAUUAUUCUUUAGUUAGAAAAACUUUUAUAUUUAUUUUUUUUAUUUUAAAACUGUUGUAAUAAAACUAUUGUAAAAAUGGCCAAAAAAAAAAAAAAAAAAAUGAAUGUCGAUUAAACAAUGCUUAAGAUUUGAUCCGAAGAAAAAUUUAACUGUUGUAAACAGUUUGAGUUUAAGUUUAAAACAUGAUAAAAUAUAAUUUAAUAACAUUAUAACUCCAAAUAAAAAUCACGAGUGAUAACUCGUGAUUUUUCUCUAAAGAUAGUUUUGUCUACACUACAGGCGACUCAAAGGCGAGUCCGGCUACCCGGCCUAGUAAAAAGAAUUAGUUUUUAUUUAUUCGAUUAAAUCCAUAGCGUCCACACGAUUCAAGUUAAAACGCUUUGACGGCUCGGUUUAGUUACUCGACCGAGUACUACCACAUUAAUAAUACGUAAUCCUACAUCAAACCCGGCAUUCGGUAAAGUCGGUAUGUCAGGUUUUCCCGGACAAGUUUGCGGAAAAAAAAAGUUACUUGUAGACUUUAUGAGGGGCGGGCAUGUGCGUUAUGUGGGCGAUCACGGUGGACGGCUCGGGCACCGGGUCCAUGUGAUAGUACACGGCGUUCAUGAGUCCCUCGACGAAAUCCGACACGGUCCUCUUGUGCCGGACGUGCAGCGCGUGGCCGCCGGCUUGUGUCUGGUGGCCGGCGGCGGCGGCGGAGGUGGCGGCCACGCACGCGGACGCGGUCAACAGCGAAAACACCAGCAGCGCGGCGACGGGUCGCCCGCGACCGCACGCGGCCGUCGACGCGACGCGGUCGGCCAUAUUAUCAUUUGGACGCGACGACGCGAGUUUCAUAUAAAGACCGAGAAAACUCGGGGCGCGGCCGUGUACAGCGCGUCGUUAUUCGGUAUGCGCGCGUUACACGGUAUUUUACGGUAUUCUACGGUAUUUGUCCGAACGCGAACGAUGGCGGUGAAACAAACGAUAUCGCCGUCGUAGUCGUUGCCGCGAUAUCCUUCUCCGGGCGGACGGGCACUGCGUACUGAACGGCAUGUCGACGGAUCGCGUGGACGACGGCGGCGAUACGAUAUGUUGUAUUAUUGUUACGGUGCGGGAGAUUUCCCGGGCGUUCCGCGAGACACGCGGCCGGUUCCUCGUCCGGGGUGGGGAUCCGGACACUUUUCCAGUGGUGAAAAUUCGUAGGCGAUGGCGGCGGCGUGUUGUUACGAAAGCGGCGACGGCCGUGUUAUUGUUGUCGCGUAUCCGGUAAAUGAGAGGGGGGGGCAAGCGAGGGGAAAACCGUAAAAACAGUACUCGGCCGUUGUCGCUGUCCGUCGAAACCGCAGGGGUUAAACGGGUAGGAGAAACCGGAGAUUACGCGUAAUAAAAUAUUAUAAUAUCGCACUUCUGCGUCGUUGCAGGCCCCGGUGACGUCGAUAUCCGGCGGUCGGAGGGCACCGGACGUACUGACCUGUUUGUAAAUAAUAUGCCUGGCCGCGCGCGUCUUACCGCGACGUGUAAUUCUUAUUAUUAUUUUUUCCCAGUCCGUCGACAACUUUUCUACCAGAAAUCUCGAGAUACGCGAAACUGGCGUCGCAACUAACUUGAAAAAAAAAUGCCUGCCGAGAAGUUAUCGACUUUUCGGUGCCGAGUUCACGACCAACAGCGCACUUGGCUGUCGAGUGAAAAAAAAAAAAAAGUAUACUAAGAUGGGGACGGGUGCAGCCGCAUUGGCGCACAUUCAGUCUAAAACUCGGGAGCGCUAAAAAUAUUUACGACAGGGUAUCACGGGGAGGGGGGCUUUGCCCUUCAAACCCCCAACCUAUUCCACAUUUCGAAAUAAAAUUAUAUAUUGUUACUUACAUAUUUAACAAACAAAAUUGAAAUAAUGAGAUCCCAUUUUCAGUAAUGAAUCUUAUAAAUAUAAAACCUAAUAUAUAACCAACAAGGAUAGGUAGUUCCUUAAAAAUAUGAAAACAAUUAACAUAAACUUACAUAAUAAUAUAAUAUAAAUACUGUACAAUAUUAAUUAUUAAUAUAUUAAACAUAAUAUAAAUCAAUACACAAUAGUGUGAUAGUAAUUACUUAUCUGAUAUUUGUGCACUAUUUGAGUAGUAUGUUUGUUUUAUCUAGCUCAAAAUCUGGGGGUGUUAAGCGCCCCCUGGCACCCCUGUAUGUGCGCCAAUGUACAGCCACUGUUAUAGGCGAGAAGUCUGGAAGGCAGUAGAGGGAAAAUUUAAUGUAUAUCUCUAUACGCAACGAUUAACCGUUGCUAACGAAAAAUGAUUCUGAGCAGAGUUUGGUUGAUAGUGAUGCUUUGUCAACAAUAUAUUUAUGUCAUAUUAUGAUAAAAUAAUUAUACAUGCAUUAUAAUAUUCCAUUAAUUUUUUAAUUAUUUUCCUGGUUUUUCCGUGUUUUUCACAUUAAUUGGAAAAACUGGAAAAAUCAAAAAAUGACCUCCUUAAAGUACUAGCCCAGUCAGAUUUCUUUUCAGAAAAAGUGCUACAAUUGUACACGGUACAAGAUUUUCUGUAGAAAAAUUGUUCACAGAUAAAAAAAAAUAAACAUCAUCUUGGAGGAUAAGAUUUCGGGAGGUGUGUUUCAUUCAAACGCUAAUACGAAAUAUUGCAGCCUGACGAACUUGGAACGAAAUCGGGUGGCGUUAAAAUACACAUUUUGAGUCAGUUUUCAACACUUUAACCCAAUAUGCACGGUAAAAUUUUCUUUAAUGGGAAUCCUAUUUUCAACACUGUGGAUUCGAAUGGUCCAAUUUUUUUCUGCUUAAACUUUGAUCAAUACAAUUACCAUCGAUCUCGAAAAUCACUCGAGACACUAAAAAUAAUAUUGUUUAUAAUACAAAAAUCCUAUAUUCCCUUCGAAAUAUUGUUUUUUAUACAAUUCAUUAUAGGAACCUUUACUCUAAAUCAAAAUUAAGCUGGUUUUACUUAUUCCGCAUAAGCAUUGUUUUUACAUGUUACCCGGUAGUUGGACUGACAGUAUAGAUGCGGGUAUAACGUCCUUUUAAGACCGUUCACUCGUCCUUAGAGCAUUUUGUCAAAAACGAAUUGUGCCUCGGCAAUGUGAUCGAACGUUUUCUGUUCUUUCAUACUUUUCAUUGCUGUCCGACUAACCCUCUUUAUUUUUCUCCGAAUCCGCAUUUUCAUUUCCUGUAACUUUUUAUCAUCUUAUAAAUGACGCGCCACAUGUUUCGCAACUAUAUAAUAUACUUUAACUAUCUACAGUACCUACUUAAUUUUUUUUUAUCUUUAUACCCGGUUUUUUUAUUCGCAAGUAAUUAUCUUUAUUGUAUUAUUACUGAUCUUUUUCGGCCAUGGCUAUUCACUGUCUAAUUUCUAAUGGACAUCUUCCAUCACCAUAUAUUACGUAAACGGUAAUAAUAAUACGAUACCGUUAGAUUUUCAAAAUUAUUUCGUACAAUAUUUGUAAUUGUGAUUUGUCGAUGGACUUGUAUUAGUUAGGGUGGGAGGGAAAUAAUAUUUUACUAAAAAGUAAAAACUCAAUUAUUAUAACUAUCCAUCAAUAUUAUUAACUGUGGUCUGUGGACCAUAUAGAGAAUUAUUAAUUUACGAUAUAGACGGUUAACUAUUUUGUAUACAUUCAUAAACUGGAACGAAGCGAGAAAAUUUUGUUUGUAUAUUACAGGUAUUAAAUAAUAUAUUUAUUGAGAAGGUCGUAUACCCUUAAAUUAAUUUACCGAUAUGGCCGUUUAAGGGAGAAGAGGCAGUUGAGUGGUGGAUUCCUCCUCUUUCCUCCUUCGGUCUAUGGCUAUUUUGUAAUUUUAUUUUCCAUUUUACUUAUGUGAAAUAAGUGCACGUGCAUGUAUACUACGAUGAGAAUUUCAUUUUGUUUUAGAUUCUUCUUCUUGGGUACAAUGAAGAAGCUAGGUUGUAUUAUUAUACUAAAAUUUGUUUUUUUUCUCUCCGAAACACUGUUUAUGGUUAGUAAAAAUGCUUCGAUUUUUGCACACUAUACCCUGUAAGAUGAGGAUUUUUCGCCCGGUAGCAUAGAUUUCCAAUACUGUUUUUCUAAAAUAAUGAAAACAACCGACAGUAAAAUAUCUCGAUACGUCAAAGAUACUUUUUGGUUUUUUGAUUGGCCGCAAAAUUAAUAAGAAACACAGCUAAAAUCUUACUGGUUCACCGAGUUUCGCUCAGAAUCGUGUAUAAACUAUCCUUUCAGUGUAUAAACUAAACAGAUUACCACACUUCCUACGAUGGGGAUAAGUUGAUUACGUUUUAAAUUGUCUAUAGGUACCUUUAUAACAGCGACCUAUGGUAUGUCCGGCUUUUUUUUUAAAUGUUUACGGUGUUUAUAUCUUUUGAACUGAUAAUAAUUAUAUUAUUGAACGAAUAUUUCGAACAAUGUUUUACCUUUUUUACGUUGGUCUAUUUGCCCGUAAGAAAUUCUUCGCAACAUUUCCUGUCCCGGUGUAUAGGUAUAUGUCUACUCGUAUUUAUUAUAAUGCGUCUAAUAUAUUUUAUUAUAACGUCGUGUUAUCGUUGUCAUCGCUAUCGACUUUUGUGUUCGACUACAAAAAAAAGUGAAACUCACCGUGAUAAAAAAAAAAAAAAAAAAAUAACCGGGUCUUAACAAUUUCAUAAUUAUUAUUAUUUCUUUUAAAUCGCACCGUCACUAUGACGAGGAAGAACCGCACCCUCCGUCUACACGAAUUUAGGUCAAUUAUAUACACAUGUUUUUGAAGAUUUAUAGUUAUUGUUGGAAAAAAAUGAAAAAAAAAAAGAUUAAAAACAAACUAAAAGGUAAAAAGUAUAUAUGAUAAUAAUAAUGGAAAGUGUUAAUACAAAUAAUACUAACAUAACUAAAUACAUUUUUAUAAGCUUAGGUCUUUUUUUACGUGUAUCGACAGAAUUAUCCGGAGCACCUCUUAUACAUUCAUUUGUGGUAACCACUCCUCGUGAUUGUGUUAGUGCUCCAACAACACGUAUGAUCUAACUGUGGGUUAUUUUAGGCGGAGGAUAGACGAGCAAAAUUCGUAUGGGGCAUUUUUUCAUAUUUUGAGAUUUCUCUCCCUCCUCCAAACCAGGGGCGCCAUUUCAGUUUUAAAAUAGGUUUGUCAAAUUUUUUAUCACGCUACAUUUUUCCACCACUAGACCACAGUUAACAAUGAAAAUUGAAAUGUAAUAAUAUUGGGGCUAUUUCUGAUUUUAAUAGGGAUGAAAAAUAAAUCUGCAAAAAGCUUGUAAUAAUAAAAAAUAGAACCCUAUGCUCCCACUAAAACUUGUACUUCUUUGAAAUUACAACAGUAAUCAGCAAGCUACUUUUUUGUAUUCAAUAUGCCGUUGUGUAAUCUAGAUUGCACUGCCACCUAUAAACCCAAUUCAAACAUUUAACAAUAGCACCUUAACUUAAAAUGACUAAUACCAUACGUUAUUUAACUAAUCGUAAAAAUUGUCCCGCGAAACAAGUAAAACACAUCUUUGUAAAACCAAUAGUUUCUCCGUUAGAAUCACAAGUACCUAAUAGAGCCAAACUAAAAACCGAACCACUCUAUCUUCAAGCCGCCGGUGGUGAUUCCGAAAAAAUUCGUAUUGCGAAUCCGCGAAAUGUUUUUAUUAUACGUUAUUGUCACGUCGAAAUGUUUUAGUAGAAUACGUUUUGAACAGCCGCGUUUACGUGACCGACGAUUCCGAAAGCCCAAGGAAAAUUUAAGAACAAUAAUCAUUUCGAAAUAUUAAAGAAAUCGUUUGGCAAUCGAAAAUACCUAGUCGCAUUACACAUUAAUUAAUGUAGUUUCGAACGAACGAUAGCAGAGUAUAAUCGAUUUUUAUUGUACUUACUGGUUGGGCAGUCACUAUAUACUCGUAUUAUUAUUAUACUCUCGUGUAUCACAUAAUAUUAGUGUCUCUUGUCCGUUCGAUUUCACCGCAAAAAUCAUCGAACUUGUAAUUAUUGUUUUCGCGAAAAAUAUCUCGAUGACGUCUAUAAUAAUACUGCACUCGUUAUAUUGUAUACGGAAAAAUAUAUAAAAUUAUUAUUAUAUAUGCUCGUAAAAUAUACGCGUUGACUUUCUAAUCCGUUUUCAUAGGCAUAUUUAUUCGAUUAAAAUCAUAUAUUAUCGUGUACGUAUAAUAAUAUUAUUAUAUAUCUAAUAACUCUCGCGGUUUUAUUCGAUGAUUACGAAUACGUGUACGUUAGCUGGUGGAUUUUGUCCAACAUAGCAAAAAAAUUUAAAAAAACCCGUCAACAGCAGAGCUCAGUCACUAGAAUUUUUUUUCACCUAUUUUUAUAUUAUAUUUAAAUAUUUUAUAUUAUAGCCGAAUAUGUAUACUGUAUUACGAUGUAUCGGUAUGCUAUUAUAAUACUGUAUUAAAACUUAACUUCUCCCGAGAAAAAAAAUAAGGUGAAACUAGGACAAAAAAAAAAAUGAUGGUUGAAAGUUGAAAUCGCCAAAAGUCACGUCGUUUGAUGUCACUAACGUUGUGUGUUUACAAAAUGCCAUCCUUCAGCUUCAUUUGGGAGGUUUAAAGUAAGGGUAUUCAAAACUAAAAAAACAAACAACGUCCUCGCGCAAAAACACGAUGGUGAAAUUUAUAUUGAAAUUCGAAUACUUCAAUUCGCCUAUAAAAAGCUCUAAGUAAAGAGAAAAAUCCGUAAGUAAAAGAGUAAAGCCAGACAUGCCCAAAAUAAAACGAUACAGUGCAAUUGUCUAGUACUUUUAUAGUAGUAGCCACUGAGUGUACUACUAAAUAGGUAAUUUUGUCGACUUGAGUUGUAUUAUUUUGAAAACGUGCGAUCCAACUUUAAAGUUACUCGAAUUAAUUUAUGUUUUAAAAUUAACUUUAUUUUAGCUUAUAUAGCUUGUUCACGGGUUAGGUUAUGUUAAGGUUAAAAAAAACCUCACUCUAUGGUACAUAGUUACAUAUUAUAAUUUAUGAUAUACUCUAUAUAUUAUUAUGAUAGCCUCCGAGAAUUUUUAGAUCUAGACAAAUUUAGAUAAUAUUCGUGGCGUCCAUUACAGACCAAACUCAAGCUAACCGAAUUCAAUAUCGAAAAUCUCGCACAAACGUGUCGUUACGAUGCACAUUUCAAUCGCUUGUAAUAGCAUGUGGGCAAGGGCGCUCAUAGGGUAAUUUUCAGAUGGAGGACAAAACGAUAAUAGAUUCCGAAACUAUUUCUAGCGUAUAGAUACUAGGUUGGUUUUGAUACUUUGUUAUUUUCUAGGGGUACAUGUCCCCCUAUUGCCCCCCUCCCAAUGGACGCCCAUACACGCAGGCACUAUAGACACUAGACAUUGUAUUUCAGAGGUAUAUAAAUCUGUUGGGUUAGGCGAAAUUACAUAGUUAUCUGGGGGGAGGGAAGGAAAUCCGGAUCCCCUCCCCCUCUCCGUAAAUCCGCCACUGCGUACGCGGACGCAUAAUGUAAUAUAAUAAUAAUAUCGGAUACUCGUUAAUUUCGAACGCUGUAUUAUUAUAAAUCGGCCGAACGAAAACGGACGGUGCGUCGAAAUGGAAAUGGUAUACAUAGUUAUCCGCGGUAUACUACGGUGUAAUAUAUUAUUUUAUCGGUAGGUACCCGUACAAAUCUACUAACGUCCGUGGAAAGGAAAUCAAAAAAAAACCUCGAUGAUGCGGUCGCCGCGUGUUAUCGAACCGUCGCCGGUCGCAGUCGCCGCCGUUUCGGAGUUUAAUUGUCGGCCCACGUAAUUGCGGUACAACGAUAAUAAUAAUAAUAAUACACGCGUCGUAUUUUCGUAAACGUCAAGACUGUCCGUCCGUCGACCGGAAUUAUUUUCGAUUUUGAUACGUUUAAACGGCGGCGAGAAGAAGAAGACGGGGGGGGGAAACUUUCCACCCGAAAAUCGCGUAUUAUCCGGCCGGGGGAUUCCGAGACCCCGGGAACCGCUCUCGCGCGGACGACAAUAAUAUUUUAAAUAUCGACGGUUUUUUUUUCUUUUUUUCUAUUAUAUUGUAACGCGUACGACAUACGACAACAACGGUACCGGCAAUAAUAAUAAUAAUAAUAAUAAUAAUAAUAAUAAUAAAAAUAACGACAAUAAUAAACGGUCCGUUAUUGUUACGCGACGGCCGAUACGCCGCACGAGCGCGUCAUGACGUCUAUAUAAUACAUUUCGGACGACGGAUCCGUCAAAGACGCGGCGAUUUCCUCGCGGAUCCGGCGACUGUAAACGCCGUCGUGCGCGGAGGAUUUCUUCGAUGAUCCGACGGAUUGUACACAUCCGCUAAUAAAUCAUAAAAACAGCAACAACGAUAACAGCGAUAAUAGGACGUACUCGCGUUGUUAGUUUAUUACCGUAGUCGCGUUUCCGAUUUCUAUUCCGUUGCGAUUUUUCGCGUUUUUCCCCUACAUAACCACGCGCCUGCCGCCAGGUGGUCUGAAAAGUGAUUUUUGCCGAAAUUAAUAUCAUCUUUUAUUUAUUAGAUAUUACUACUAAAAACAUCAUAAUAUAUGUAUUAAAGGGCGACAAAUCCAAAUUUGACAUAAAUUUAUAAGUUUUGAAUAUAUUAACUACUUACCUUCACUUAAAUGAUCCAUUGUGUAACAGUCUAACAAAUAACGCGAGUGGCGACAAAUUUCAGAUAAUAUUUUAUGAACUUUUUACUCAUAAUCAAACGUCAAAUGUAUUAGUGACCGUUAUUAUCUACAGACAGGAUACUUAUCGUCUUGUAUAGGUUGUCCAUUUGUCCCCAAUAUAUAUAUAUAUAUACAAACUCCAAUUAUAAUUUUGUUGUCAUCAAAAAUUGAAUUUCGGUAAGCUAAAAUCAAUUUUCAGACCACUGUUGCCACCCGCGUUUUUCCUAUUGACGGGCCAUAAUAUCGACGGUGUUUUGGUAGAAACGCGCGCAAUGGCGCCUAAACCAAUACAGUCAAGGGUAGUGGUCACCAUCCUUCUUUUAAUGGGUAAGUAGCAGUGGAUUCAUAAUGGGUACCUGAGCCAUUUUUUUUUUUUUUUAUUGAAUUGGUCCAUAUGGAAUAUAAAUUGUGUAUGGAGGUUUCUUUUGUAAACGAGGAUGGUGGAACGAAUGGUCUGCGCCAUUGAAAAAUCGAAAAAUACAUAUUUGGUAUCGAAAAUAAUCAGAACAAUUAUGAGCAUACAUUGGUAAAAGGUCGUAUUUAAAUGUUGAAAAUUAGGUUGGUGAUGCUGACUAAAAGAUAGCCCUUUUAAAAUAUAACUAAAUUAACGCUGAUUUGUUAAAAGGGCGUAUACCAUAUUCAAUGCAUGCAUACUUUGUGUACAAGGUAUUAUGUGUACGAGAAAUUGUACUGUUUUCCGUGAAAAACUGUUUUGCUGUUUUUUUUGUUCCCUGAAAAAAAAUGAAAGUCGAUAGAUACUCUUAAUAAAACACCGUCGAUAUGUAAACUCCUAUACGCGAACGACCGUUGAAUUUAAAUGAUAGUGUAAUCUCUUACACGGCCCCUGUUUAAAUGCUAAAAAUAUGACGGUGUAAUCUCCUAUGUAGACCUUAUUUUAAAUUUUCAAGUCCGGGACAAGUAACGCUUAUUGCAUGUCAAAACACACUUGUUAGAUCAGUGGUUCCCGACCGGGGGGGAGGGGAAUUUAGGUACUGCACGAGGGAAUAUAUAGUAAUGAUGAAAUAACGAGAAUUUUGUUGUUUUACAAAUAGUAAAAUUGAAAACAAUCAUUUAUUUUUAGCUGUAUAAUGUUUAGUAUAUUAGUUAUUUUUUAAAAUUUAUUUUGUACUACUCACUAAAAAAAAUAGGUCGCCUAAACUUUAAUAGUCCUAAUCUAAUUCAAGGGAGGGGAAGGUGAGAUUUUUGAAAAAUGUAUAACGAGGGGCAUAGAAUAAAAAAAAGUUGAGAAUCUACAUACUACGAGUGGGUAAAAUCGUACAUUUUUUUCAUAAUUUCGGAGAUAAUUAAUAUAGUAAAACCACAAUAUUUUAAAAUAAUAACCAAAAUACAAUCUAGGAGACAUAAUAAUUUAAGGUAUUGCAUCGAAUAUUCUCAAAUGUACCAUCCUAACAUAUUUCACGUUACAAUUUUAUUAAAAUGGUGUGUUACACAAACAAAUACAAAUAAAUGUUAAUAUAAUACGACUGAUUUAAAAUAUUUAUUAAUGUAUCAUAAUUCACAACUUAAAAGACUGAUAUUAUAUAAAAAAAAAACUUAUGUGUCUAACAUUUUAUUUUUCAAAUUUUCUAUUGUACUACCUAACUUACGUAAAAGUUUACACUAUAUCCAUGUAGGAAAUUACAGGUUCCACAGAUCUAAGGAAAACAUUAUUUUGUGUUUUUAUUUACAGUGUAAUCAAUACACGAUAAGACAUCGCUCAUUAUUAAUUAUUAUCUCGGAAAGUAUUUACUUUUUUGGUAUUUUAGAUUCAAAAUGUAGCGAGGAAUGAAUUUGUUUAACAAUGAUGUUUAUUGUAUAUAUCCUUUUUUUUAUUCUGUGAACAAUUUUUCUAUUAGAAAUCUUGUUGAAGAUGUAUCAAGUGUAGAAUUUUUUCUGAAAAGAAAUUUUAUUUAAGUGAUAUUUUAAGGAGGUCAUUUUUUAAUUUUCCAAGCUGUUUUCAAAAUGUUGAAAAAACCGAGAAAAAACGUACGAAAAACGGGACAAUUUACGUACUUGUAUAAAAGCAAUUUCACUCCGAAUCAUUUUUUCGUAUGCAGUGGUUUAUCAUUGCGUACAGAUAUAAAUUGAAUUCCCUUCUAUAUCCUAUUUAUCAAUAUUGUCAUCAGUUAUGACUAAAGACGGGAUUUAUAUGUUUUUAUAUAUAGUUACUGAGCUUAUGCAAUCUUAUGAGAGCAAGGAAAGUUGACAGUUCAUUCAAUUCUGAAUUCGUCGGACAUUUUUUUUUUUGUAUAUUUGAUAAUAUUUUAUGAGUUAAGGAAUAUUUAGCUUAAAAAAAUAUUAAUUUUAAUAAUACGGUACUUCGAAAAUAUAUUUUGAACAUUUAUAAUUUUUUUUUUUUUGUUAUUUUGAUAAAAAGGUGUAGUUUUAGUACCACCUACCUAUUAUAAGUUACCGUUCACUAAACUAAUAGUGGCUAAUUUGCAAUAAUGAAAAUUGUUUUCAUAUUGAUAAUAACAUCAAAAUAUUUGAUUUUCAUUAAUCAUGAUCAAUUAUUCAAAUGUCCAAAUAUUUUGUUUUGCACUUUUCCAAUAACAUGUAACGUGAUUUUUAAGUUUUUAAAAAUUAAAGUACUUAUAUUGUUUUAUUUAUAUUAUAUUCUUACUCUUACUGAACUGCACUAUUAUUCUAUUUUACUACACAAGUGGAACUAAGUAUUUAUGAAAUUUUGUAAAAAAAAAUUUCACAUUAAAGUAUAUAUUGAUGUUCAUUGAUUAUUUUUCAAACUUCUAAGAGAAUACAAUGAGAAUAUUUUUAGAUGUUUUAGAGAAUAUAAGCAUCAUAUUUUAAGUGUUUUAAGAGAAUAUAAAAUCCGGUCUUUAGUUAUGACGAUUAAUAAUAAUAUAUGCUAUAUAGAUCUAUAACGCAUAGUAUUUUGGUUAUAACAGUUGUAGGAAGUACAAACAAAUUCUAAAAUAUGUCCAGCUGUUAUAAAUAAACGAUGUACCUACUACACAGUGGGGGUAUCAGAAAAACCAAAAUUCCAAAGGAAACGGGACAGUGUGACGUACGUGUUUUAUAAUAAAGUGAAACAAAUUUAACGUGUCUGCAGGCGAAUUGGUUCUAUUCUACCGAAGAUCCAAUAUUUCAUGCAGACUUUAUGUUAAAACGUAUAAUACAUAAUAUGAAACGUUCUUAAUGCAUCGUUACAUCUCUAAAAUCUGAAUUAUUUGUACAUUUUUUGAUUGACGAACGGACGGUUUAAUGCCGUAUUCAUUAUGUUUAUUAUAUUUUGUUAUAUAAAUUGUUGUUGUGUCCUCUGAUUGGUGAGAACCCGUUUUCGGGAGUCUUGGCGGCUAUUAUAACCGUGCUAUUACCCAUGCCCUCCCCCCAAAAAGAUUUCAGGGCGCGUAUAUUUUCGUCGGCCAAUAGUGAAAACGAAAACACCUGUUUAUAAUGCAUCGUUUAUAUGAUAUUGGAAAGCCGCUGCCGCAGUUCGAUCGAAACACCCGAUUGACGGAAAAUCACAACAACAAUAAUAACUACGACGAGUUCGCCUCGUGGUGUCAACACUUAUAUACGGGCCACGAGCUGCUCGGCACAUUGUAAAGAAUACGUCGUCGUAGAAGUCUGUAAAUUCUGUAGUCGUCUCUCCGGUGCGCAUGACCGGAACAAAAUCACUUCGAUUUAUAGAUAAUAAUAAUAAUAUUAUUAUUAUUAUUAUGGGCGAUGCGAACGACCGACCGGCCGUUGGAAUAAAAAAUAAUAUAGACGGUCCAUAAAAAAAAUAAAGACGUUGACAAAAUACGGCGGUGAAAAAAAAAAAUAUGAAAAAAAUGAAAACUCUCGCGUAUUGUUAUACUCAUUUUAUAAUAUUAUUAUUCGUUUAGGAAUCGCCGGAACGGUGUCGCGAGCUCGAUAAUUAUUGCGAUGCGAACGAUUUCGAGCGACCAAAAAUCAUUGUAAUCUGACCAGAAAUUCGAUCGAAGUCGCGACGUGCGACGGUAAUCACAUCUAAGCUAAGCCUCACAGUGUUCUAGAAUGAUGAUUUAGUAGACCAAAAUACUGAAGUCAUUACAUAUACGUGUAUGUACACAGUGGUGUGCACAGGAAUUCUUAAUGGGAAGGGGUGUAACAAAUAAAAAUCUUGAAUAAAUUUAUUACUAAACCAAUUCGACUAUGGGAAUAGGUAAUUUAAAAGCUGGAUUCUAAAAAAAAGCCAAUUUCUAAUCAAUACAUUAAGCUUUUUCUCGUAACUUGGCUGAAAUUUAAACAUUUCGAUAUUAGAUUACUCAUAUUUUUUUGUAUUUUUAAGGCAAUGGGGGAGAUAUAACCCCUAUUAUCAUCCCCCCUGCACACGCCACUGUAUGUGUUUAUGUAUAUGACUCACAAUUACUAAUGAGAUAAGCAGUAAUUGUUAAUUUCAAAACAAAGAUUUGUGACUGGUUUUUAUGUUUAGAUAAGGGUUAGCACUAUCUGAGUUAUCUGUUUAUACAUGAUCCGACGGCUUAUACAAAAUACUAAUGUUCUAUUCCGCGUAUUUCAUUGCACGACAAUUAUAUGUUUUUUUUUUUUUUUUACAUUAAGAUACUUGAAAAAAUGUAGUGAUUCGAAAUUUGGAUUUUUCUAACACAUUUUAUGUCCUCUAAACAAUCUGUGAUAAUUAUUUUGCACCAAUUUGCAUUAUUAUCAGUUAUCACACAUUAAGAUUACAUGCGAUACGUGAUUGACAGUAAUCGAAAAAAAUGAAUUUAUUUUGUGUGUUGCCAAUUUUAUAAAGUUUUUAAAUAAAAUUCGUCUUAUCUUUAUGGCAAAAUUAAGUUUUCUCAAAGGUUUAUGCGUACAGAAUACUUGUGUGUAUUUGCUUACUUAAAUAAUCUGCUAACAGUGGUGGAUUUAAGGACUAUGUUUUGAUGGCCCCUUCUUCGAACAUUAAAAAAAUUAUUACUGAACAGUAAACCAUUACUAAAUGAAAACGAUUCUGAGAAGAGUAUUAUAAGUCGUAUUUUUUCCAUUGUUACCAAGGUAUGCCGUAAGAAAAUUCCCAUAAAAUUUGUGACAAGAGCAAGAUUUCUUAAACAGAAAAAUUGUUUAUAGAUAAAAAAAUAAACACAUCAUAAUAAAAACAAUGUCUCACUUUGCUCAGAAUCUAAUAUAUCGCCGUGUACGUUGUUGUGUUUACAUAAUAUUACAAUAUGUAGAAUGUCUUUUUAGUUUUUGUUUUUUAAACAAUUUAUCUGCUUUGACUGCAGUAUAAUAUAAAAUAGAGUAUUUAAUUGCACGAUUAUCGUGCAUCGUUUCCUAGACGUGGUGGCGAGAGUAUUGCGAUCGAACGGUUCGUUAAAACCGAUCGUUUUUCUGUUCGAGCACUUCCGUUAAUUAUUUUCGCUCUCGGGGCCGUCAUUAUAUUAUACAGGUAUAAUAAUAUAGGUACUCGGUGUAUAAUGGACAAAGAAAAUAAACAAAAAAAAAAUAAAAUCUAUAAAACAAAUUGUUCUUUCUAUAUAAAAUCAUAGUGAUAGAGGUACUGUGCAGUUUAUACGAUGACGAGCUUCUGGAAGCAUAUUUACGGACCCUAUACAAAUAUGUAUAUAUAUUCUAUAAAAGCCUCAGGUGCGAUUGGCUCUUCGCGAUUGCACGCAAUUUUUAAAUUUGAUUAACUUAUAAUAACGUUUAUUGAAAUUGGCCCAUUAAAAUAAAUUAAUAUUAAUGUACUCUUACACCGCUGAUAAAAAUCAUGACUUAUGGUACGAGUGUAUUGUGAAAAGAAAAACUGUUUUUGUCCGAAAAUUAUUCGAAGAAAUGAAAUGUAUGUUUGGAACACGGAAUGCUAAGUGAAAGUGAAAUCCGGGCAUUAUCAAUAUAAAAACAAAAAUGAUUAGAGGCGUUUGGAAUUAUAGUGCUACAGAACGAUGAUAAGAAAAAGUUGGACCGAGAGAGAACAACAAAAUGAAGAAGUCCUAAAUAAAGUAGAUAGGUAUCGGAAUGAAGGAUCUUGGUAUCUAAGGAAAAGUUCGAUAAAAAGACGAAACUCGUGGAUUGGUCGUAUUUGACUGUAACCCCACUGACGAUGAAGCACGAGGGCCUAUUGUAAUUGAUUACCGAGAGAGGGAAGAACCACACACGGGAAUACAGACUGGAAUAUAUAAAAUGGAUCGCGGACGAUCAAAUAAUAGUCAAUAUUGGAAAGUAAAGGAAACGACAGAAACGGUUGGUGUAAAGGUGCAAAAUGAUCCGAGGAAAGGAAGAUAGAUAGAGAGAGAGAAAGAAACAGGGUAAAAUAGUUAAUUAAAUUUGAAGAUUCCCGAAUGUUAUGUGAUGGUUACUUUCGAGUAUAGCGUACACAUUAUAAGAUCCGUAAAUACGCAGCCCGGAUGUACAUGUUUUAUUAUAAUAUUGUAGGCAUAUUAUGUCCGUCAAUAUAUUAUUAUUGGGUAUUAAUCGCGCGAAAAUGUUGAUAAUAAUAUUUUUCUUUUUUUUUGUUAAAUUUUACUUUACAUAGUCACGCCGCCGAGAAAUAUGUAUUCGUCGUAGGUAUAUAGACGCGCGAUUAUUCGUGCAUAACUAAAAUUAGCGAUUUUCUAUACCACCGCACAACCUUUAUUCGUUGUUUUUUUAAUUUUGUUAUUUUUUUUUGGUUAUAAUAUACUGUAUAUUAUUAUGCGUGUGCAAUGUGUAUCAUAUAAUAUAUUAUAAUAUUAUAAUAGUAGUCGUCGUUUUUACGCGUAUGUUUUAGUUUUAACGAUAAUCGAUUAUAUAGGUAUCCGAAACGGGUAAAAAUAUUAUAAAAAUGUUAUGAUUUUUAUUGUUCUCUUCGAAUUUCCAUAUAAUAUCGUUUCGAAAAGUAAAAAACAAAUCCCCCGUUUUGACGCUCAUAUAAUAUUAUCGUUUCAAAAAUAAAAAUAACCCUAUUAUUGAUGCUGAAAUGAAAAAAAAAAAUGAGCAUACAGUAGUACCUGAUUCAGUGGCGUAUUUAGGAUUUUGUCAAGGACGAAAGUAUCGAAAUUGCAAAUAUUUUAUAGGCUAAAAAAAAUCAAUUUUUUAUUUACAUAUUAGUUUAUUAAUUUAAUCUGCCUUAAAAUUAUCAUUGAAAUCAAAAAACUCUAAGUAUUAUUAAUUAUUAAACGUUUGUUCAAAUAUUAGGUAUACCUACUAACCUACUAAAAUAAAUAGAUGACCUUCAGUCUCUGAAACUCGAUAAAUGUGCCUGAAAUAACAUAGAAAGUUAGAAUGUUAGACUGGCCAUUUGUUUUUGAUGUCAAUAAAGUCAAUACUGAUGUUCUUGUUUCUCAGGUAAACAAACCUAUAACAUUAAGUUGGUGUAUGAACUCAUUUUGCGUAACUUGGAUGAUCAAACUUCAUAAAUUAGAUCGCUAGCGAACAAAAACAGAUUACAAGAAACAAAAACAUUUCUAUAUUGUUCGUUGAUACAGUGGUUGGAUAGGUUUGGUUUCAAAUGAAAAUGUAUAGGAAUGAUUUUAAGUUUUUUUAACAUAUUGACUAGGUACCAACACUUUUUUGAUUUUUCUAACCAAAAAGUAAAGAAAUUUGAAUUUAAAAAAAAAUACAUUAUCUAUUCAAUACCAUUAUUAUGUUAUUAAUAUAAUAUUUACACAUAACAAAAAGCUAUAGCUAUUAAUAAUUUAGUUUAAAUGCCUACUUUCUUCAAUAUUAUAAUUUAAAACAAUUCUUAGUCAAGGAUGUUUUAUAUAUAGCACGAUGGGUCCACCACUGUUGUAGGUGUGAAUUUAGAAAAAUAAAUGAGUAAUUUUAUGUGCCCAAUCUGUACGCUACGAUGAAUCAUUGCUAACGAAAAACGAUUCUGAGCGGAGUUUGGUUAUACAUGUUUUGAAAGGCUGUAAUGUUUAAGAUUUGAAAGUAAUACAUUUCGUACAUUUUCCCGUUUUUUCCAUUUAUUAUGAAAACCCAUGAGAAAAUCAAAAAAAUACCUCCUUUCAGAAAAGGCGCUACACUUGAAAAUCGGAGCAAAAUUUCUGGUAGAAAAACUGUUCAUAUAAAAAAGAAACAUCAUUGUAAAACCAAUAAAUUCCGCGCUCCACUCAAAAUCUAAAAUUAGCAAUCGUAAUGUCCUCUUAAUUACACCUCCUAAAUACACCACUGAUUUGUAUAUCGGGACAAUGUAUAGUAACGACAUUUUAAAAUACAGUCUUGAAGUGAGUUUGUUAAGCUGUUGGAGGGUUUAGCGGGAAAUUGUAACAAAGGCCCGGAUUCAGUUGUGCACUGUAAAAAAUAUUAAAGCUAGAGUAAUAAUAGCAAGACUAAACCACGGCUGUAGACGGAAUGGUUAUAUAACGGUGUAUCUUGCGGUAGUUCGCGACCAAAAAAAUUCUUGUCAAAUUUAAAACAAAUUAUAUUAUGCCUGGUAGCGCUUUCAGUGGAAUAUUGGACUAACUAGACGAUUAUGAUACACAAUAAUUGGUAAAGAUGAUUGGCGGGAAUUUAAACUACAUCACGCCACCAUCCACAAGGCAGGGAGUUUUCCGUGGUUUUUCCAUAAUUUUGAUAAGAAUCUCUGUCAUUCCUUGUAACUCGUUGUGUAACCAUUCUAUACCGUGUAACCGUGGACUAUACACUAACAGUGUUUUUACACUAUUAUUACAUUUGGUCUGGAUGACUCGGUAGAGCAGUAAAGAACGCGGAUGUAAAAUGCGUAGAGCUAAUCACUAGAUAUUUGUAGUCGAUAUUUCCCUCGAGAAAUCGAGUGAGCGUUUUAACGAUAUCAUCGAAACCCGACGGAUACAUUUUAGUUGUUAUAUUUUUUCAAUUCGCUAUCCGUUUGACACUGAAGAUAAUAUAAUUUUCUGUCAACUCCCGUAGCGCACUCAUUUCCAACGCUUAUGCAUUCCAAUCACUUCCGUGUACGUUUCGCCUUUGGUUACCAGAAUGAAUCGUUCCUAUAUAGUAUGUACACGAACCCAGAAACGUGUAUCUGCUAAUAAAGUUGUGCAACAUUGUUUUUCAAAACUAAUUUUUAAUCAAAUGUAUGUACAGUUGGAAAAAAAUAAAUGUUUAAAUAGUAUAACGUAUUCGACACAAUGUUUGAUCCAUAUAAAUUCGUGUCGGUUUUUGCUAUGUAUAUGUAUAAUACACGCGUAAUUGAAAUGAUUCUAGUUUAUAAUAUUAUAUAUUUUAUUGUAUCGAGUGAAUGUAUGCACUAUGUUGUGGUGUAUAUCAAGUAAAAAAAAAAAAUAAUAAUAACAAUAAUAUAGAUAUAUGUACGAAGAAAAAGAAAAUGGUGCAUAUGCAAUUAUGUGUGAACGGUAUACCCACCAUCGCGGUUGUAUAAUGAUUUAAUUUCUUUUUUUUUUUACCGAGAUUUACAUAAACAUUACGUCUCGGCGGUCAAAAUAUUAGGUUUUCAUUAAACAAAACAACGUUGUUAAACAGUGUGUAUAUAUUAAUAAUACGAAUUUAAUCAUUAUUGUUAACGACAAUAAAAAUAUUGACACGUUACGCGAAUAAACUCUGUACAGAUUAUAAAGAUUGGAAAGUGCACAUGAUGCAAUAUAAUAUAUACAGUGGAAAAUGGAAAUAUCGAAAAGUCAAAAGCUAUUAUAAACUACAAUAAUAAUAAUGUGAUGGUCGUCGCUAAAAUUAAAUUCCAAGACGCUGCGUUUAAGAGGUUGUUUUUUUUUUUUUUUUGUUAAUAAAAUCGGUGACGAAAACAGCGAUAAAGGGCGACGCGUUUUAAAAAGAUCGUUGUUACGAUAAAUUAAAACCAUUACGGGAGAUUCGAAUAAAACCGACCACGGUGGCGUUAGUUUUCAAAUGAAAUGAAACGCGUAACUAUAACGACUUCGGCCGAUUCUGCGCCUUUUCGGAUUAUAUGUGUAAACGUAAUCAUAUUCGAUAAAACUUACUUUUCAUAUAUUACGUACGUUGUGGAUACACGGUUAAUAGACAUCUCAAACAUAAUAUUCUAUGCACAAAAGAACAAUGAAUCUCUUAUGAUAGUACAAAUCCAUGCGAAAUUCAACGACGUACUCGUCAUACGAUCUCGACAUUACAUCGGGCGUCUUUUCCGUUUUCAUCUGACAAAAGUGAUUUGUCGUAUACGAGAUUCGAGAAUGUUAACCCCCUGGUCCGCCAUUUCGUGGUAAUAGUAAUUAUUGCGAUACGGGUGAUAAAUCUCUCUCUCUCUCUCUCUCUAUACGUUCAUAUAUAACCCUUUAUCAACAUCUGAUAUUAUCAUAAUAUAUUUACGUGAAUACGCGUGAUGAGAUUCUCAUCCACACAAAUACGGCGGAAAAUAUAAUACGCGGUAUACACUAUUCUAUAAUAACCCGCGAGUCUGACCCCCCGCGACGAAGUUCAUCGGUGGUGUUUCCCCGCUUCCAACACUCGUCUGUUAUACGUGUAGGUGUAUUGUAUUACGGUAAUUAAAAGAAGUAAAAAAAAAGAAAAAUCGGAUGUCGGAACGUCGCGGCCACGGAACUGUGACUUGCAACAACCGAUAAUAUUCAAUACCCCGCGCGUGUGUAGCCGGGAAUUUUGUUUAUACCUAUGUAUACUGUAUAAUACACUUCGGUCCAUGUACGAAAAUUAUUCGUUUAAAUUUUAUUUUAUGUAAUUAACUAUUCUAUUUGAAGCCUCGUGAUUAAUAACGCGUGAAUAUAAUAAAAUAUUGUUAUGUACACGGAAAUCCGUGUUAUACAUCAUAAUCGCGUGAAUGAAAAUCCUUUUAUUUCCCGUGACGGAUAGGUUUUUCGAGUAGGUAUAAUCGGUAACAUUUUUAAGUGUCGCUUCGCAGAAGGUCGUUACCGCAGGACCCCCUCGUACAAGGCUAUGUAAAAGUUCCGAAACUCGGACAUUUUUUCGAAGUCCGGUAAUUUUCACAUUUUCAGAAGUAUAUAAUACGUUCGGAGGAACUAGGACACACACUUACAACUAUUUACUAUAUCGCAACACAAUUUUUAGCUGUGUACUAUGUGAUUUUCCAUUCCGAUCAUACAAUAAUCUAUAGGCGUGAUGUCUACGGGAGAAGCACGGCGAACAACUGCUUCCCCGGUUACCUGAUGGAAGUUUUAAUAGAAUUUUUGGGGAAAAGAAAACCGCAAUUGACGUUACAGGUGCGUUGUGUUCGAUUUUUCAUCGUCGUUAAGUUUACACCGUACACAACCAAUCGUGUUUCAAACGCAGCGAAAAAUCGAAACCGAAGAGGCCGUUUCAAGUUUAAAACAUAAAGUUGCUUACACCGCUCUUUGUACUCGUGCUGUUAUUGAGGUUGACUUUUCGAUCGAUUGUCGUUUAUAAUCAACGUUAAUUGUUUGCGAUCAAUAUUGUCGUGUGAUUAGCGACUAACGACGCGAUCGGUGUCUGGGUAUCUGGACACACUCUUUAAACCCAUUAACGUUUGACAAUCACAAUUUUUAUAUACGAUUCGUAUCUGCUUAUGUAUAAUACGCGUUUUUUUCGGUCUAACGGACCUCGGUAGCGGGAAUAGUCAGGAAUAAGUUAUAGAGGCGGGAGGGACUGGGAGAUUUAAAUUAGCCGUCGGACACCCGUCUCGAAAAAUUCCUAUGUAGUGGCGCCGCUGUGCGCGAUCAAAUGUUUUUCGAUAAAUUGACGGAACACGUCUACGCAAAAUUACUACAAUAAAAAUAUUUUUAAGAAAAUGUGGACAACUAAAACAGACUAAUACAUACGGAGCUAUAGAUAAGGUUAAGAACAUUGUGGCCUGCCUAAAUACCCCCCAGAACCCCUAACCCUCCCCCAUCCAUUGAUAAAUCCUGGCUGCGCCACUGUACGUAUAAACGUGUUAAAUAUCAAUACCUGAUAUCUUCAUGUGUACAGACAUACACAGGUGUAGGUAAAUUUCAGCGUGUACCGAGUAUAGCGGUCGUAUUUUUACGUAAUUUUUUACGUUUCGCAUUAUAUAUGUACACUCGUAUUAUAAUAUAAUAUAAUAUUAUUGUACCCUAAACGUGUGGUGUCAUUGCUGUAUAUCAUAUUAUAUUAUUUAUACGGAAUAAUCUUAUACUCGAUUUCCCUUUUAAUUUUCGAUUGUUCUUUUUUCUUCAACCGUUUUAUUAUUAUUAUUAUUAUCAUUCGUUUUGAAUGUAAUUGGAAUCUCGUUUACACCUGUAUAAUAUCUAUCUAUAUACAUAUAUAUUUAUAUAUAGGUAGGUACGAAAACGGUCGCGCGACAUAUUGAUGCACGAAAUUCGAUUUCACGUGUUUUGCAGCUGUAUAUUAUAGCGGCUGUUAUUUUUCUUUCUUUCUUUCUUUCUUUUUGUCUUUCUUUUUAUGUCACAUCUAUAGAGUAGAAAAAAUCAGUAAAAUAACAAACGUCGCGCGACACUCGACAUUAUAUUUUUUUAUUUAUAAAAUAGUAUGAUUUGUCAACAAUUAUUAUUAUAUUAUGCUGCAAUAUUCUAUACGCGUUUAAUAUAUUAUGCACUCUUAUAAUAUACUUACGCCUAUAUAAUAUACAAUCGUACGAAACUGCAAAAAUUAUCUACUCACUUGUAUGACAUCAUGUGUGUGUGUGUGUGUGUUCAACAAUAGGUAUUUGGUUAUGUGGUCCAACAAUUUAAACGAUCCAUCUAACCGUUGUGCAGUGUCGCACACCAUUUGAGGGUUCAGCGGUAGCGACUGCAGAAUUUUGGACGGGUAGUCGUACUGGCGAUACCAUAAAAAUAUCUCUUUAAUUUACGUAAUAUGUUAGACAUUAAAAAGAAAUCAAUUAUUAAUUGAUAAUUAAAGAAUAUUAUAGCUAAUAAGCUAAUGCUGAUUUGGUGCGAUUUUUUCGAGGGGGAGAGAGGUUGGAUUGCAUAUUAACCAUUCUAUCGGCCUCAACAAUUUAAUUUCGAGUGUACGUCACUGCAACCAUUGUAGUACAUUAUGACUAUUUAAAAAUUUUAAAAAUUCAUUAAACCAAACGAUUAUUGUACUCGAGUAAAUAAUGAAAAUAUAUUAUAAUAAGGGUAUAUAAAUAUCUCGAUUGUUUUAAUUUUAUCGAGUACAAAAAUGAUCUCGAAUAUUCAACGUUAUUGUAAAUUACUAAUUGCGAACGAGUUGCAACUUAUUAUUUUUAAUAACUGCUGUUGUUAUAAUCGAAUAACAUUUAAAUAUCGACAUUUAUCGGUGCUGAGCAUUUUUUCGGUGAACAUCCAUUGCGUGUACAACACCCUCUUCCUUAAAAAAGCUUCACAAGCAGAUAUAUCGGACCUUUCCCUGAACGUUUAGACUUUCCCCGGUUGCCUCCUCUUCCCAUACGUAAGAGUAUUUUCCCACACAUAAAAGUAUUUUCCUACACGUAAGAGUAUUUCCUAAAUAAAUAAUAUUUUGUUACGAAAUCUAUUAGUUCAAUAAUGUAUCAUUUAUUUUCUAGUGAACACACAGUAAUCAAAAUCCUACUAUACUGGAUGUCCAAUAGACUUUAUUAUGUGUCCAUAGGUUUUCUAAACCUCUUUAAAAAAUACAUUGGGAAAAUUAACUUUCAGGAAUAAUGGCAUUGGGAAAAUGUGUCUUCGGGGGAGAAAAAAAAAAUUGGAAAACGGUUUCCCCGAUUUCUCAACAUAUAAUUACAUAUUAUCAUAUAUUUUGUCAAGUACCUACCACCCAUAAGUGGGUACUUAUACUUACUUCUGUAUAAUAUUUUCAGCUACAUAUACCACUAUAAAUGUUUUUUUUUUUUACAUAAUUGUUAUUAUUUUAAAGGUCAUACCGAACAUUUCACGUUUGAUAACACAAAAACCGAAGUUACCUCGAUAGCCUUAUCGUUUUAUUCCGGUCUUUUCGCUUAUAACGGAUGGUUAGUACUUACAAUACCUAUAUAACUAUAUUGUUUACAUAAUAUACAAUUUUUUGAUUAUUAUUAUUAUUAAUCCUUAAAGCGGCGGCGGUUUCCUUAUGUUUGAUAAUAAUUUAUUUAGACGCAAACGACCAUUAAAAUACUGCAGUGUAUAUGCGCAUGCUACAAAAAAAUUAUAAAUUACAUUUAGGUGCCCGUAAUUUAUACAUAUAUAUAUACGCAUAACGUAUAGAUACACAAAUAAUAAUUCAGCAUGUAAUAUUAUUAUGAUGGGCGAAACAUUGCGUAUAUAUAUAUAUUAUGGUCAUGUAUAUUGUAAUUGAAUAUUGCUCGAAUACAUAUAUUAUGUUAUAGAUAUAGCCGCAUAGGUUAUAAUACAUAAAUGUAGAUUGAGAAAUAGGUACACGUAUAAUAUACAGGUAUAUGUGCGCGUUCUUGACAAAAACGUGUGUAUUAUUCAAUGAACGGGGGAAAAAAAUCAAAAUCAUUUGUUCGUGCGAUUUAUCUGCAGCAGAAAUCGCAACGAAACACCUGUAUAAUGCGACGACGCUAGAAAGUCUUAAAAUGUAUCGCGUGCAUGAAAUAGCUGGCGAUUUGGGUUAUUUUUCCGACGGCCAACGGGUGUAUACGCAAAAACGCUCGCCCGCAAUAAGGUAUAUUCGAAUUUUUUUACUUCGAGACGUUAUCCGAUUCUAUACAAAUUAAUACGUUUAACCCCUCCCCCACCAUACAGAUAAUAUAUUAUUCUAACGUCAGGGAUUUUCGCCCAUAAUAUCGAAUAUUUCAAUUUUAAAAUUUCGUUUUAAAUCGUGGUAAAAGAAUACGUGUGCUGUCUCCUUCUUACAAACGUUCCACAUAGCAAAUUCGCGUUCAGCAGGAACGGCUUUGAGCCGUUAGUAUCGACAUCAGAAUGAAUCGAACUUUCUUGGUCUCGGCCCAAGGUCAUACCGUUAAAUAUCCUCUGCUACUUAUCUACAUUGACUGUCUAUUUUGGAUGCACUAAUUUUACAUCUCUCUAAACACAGUCUCUUCAUCCCACCCGUGAUCUUUCCAAUAGCCUAUUUCCAGUAAAAUUUUCCUCAAUCACAUUUUUAUCAUCGAACCAUGAGCCCAGCAGGCGUUUCCCGUUCAUAGCAAUCUUCUUUUACUAAUGCCUUUAUUACAUCUGGGCGCUGAAACAGGUUCGUCGUUUUGAAAUUUCCUCCAUUCACUUAUGUGAAAAUCAAAUAAUAUUAAAUUAUGUAAAUAGAAUUGACCAACUAUCAAACUUAAGUACAUUAUCUAUGCAAUUGCGUAGGUUUACUCUCGAUAUUUUUUUUCAAGCGAGAUAUAAGCAUUUUUAAACUGUCAUAUUUUACAUACUAUGGUAUCUCGCUCAAAAUCUAAAAGUUAAAAACCACAAAGUUGUCCGUGCUUAACGCAAAUUUGCCAUGUCGUACGUUUUGUCAAACGGAGAUAACACACGGGGGUACCAUGUCAUCCUAAUGGUUAAUGAUAAAAACAUAUCGUUUUGUUGUUGUUGUUGAUUAUUUUUUUUUUUAAACAAGCCGAUUUUGUAUGCGGUAAUGCUUAUAAUAUACUUACUAUGCAUGUGUCCGCGGUUUGAAAUGUGUAUUAUAUAUUUGCGUAUUUUGUUUUGGGGGGUUAUGCAAUUCAUGCUUUACUGUAUAACAUUAUAAUAUUAUAUUGCAUGCGGUUACGAUAAUAUGUUAACACAUCUUGAAAUACUAUGAGUAUCAUAAUCAUUUAUUAUUCAAAAUUACAAAGAUAUUUAUUGUCAUCUGGCAUAUAUUUAUAAUGAAUAUGCAUGAACGUAUUUUUAGAUGCAGAAUUUACAUCGUGUUUUGUUUUUGCAGGAACUAUUUGAACUUUGUGAUCGAAGAAUUAAAGGAUCCAAUACGGUUCGUAUAACAUAUUUCACAACUAAAGAAGCCGUUAAGGGGCUUUCACACCAAAUAUUUGAUUUCCAGAGACGUAUUUACAUUUUUGCCACCCCCUCGUCAGUAGUGGACAAAUGAUUUUUUCAUGGGAGGGGGAUUAGGAAAUUUGGCUGCCCCUGGACACUGUUCCUUUAGCGCCUUUUCAUAGGAAUAAAUUUGCCGAACAAAACAUUGGCAUUUCGAGCUUAUACUUUGCAUUUUGUAAAUGCAUAUUUUAUGUUCCUAAAACACGCAUAUUUUAGGCCGUGCUGAGCGACUAGGUAUAAACUGCAGAAUGAGGUUAAUACUUUAAAAAACCUACUAUUUACUAUUUCUUAAAAAAUGAUGACGUCUCUUGUUAAAAUGCCCCCUUUUAAAAUAUAAAUAUUUCCCUGUUGUUUUCUAUGUCUGUUUACGCGUAAUAGAAUUUCAACAAAGGUAUUCCGUAUCACUUCCAUGAUUGUUAUAUUCUCUGAUGGUGCUGAAUUUGGGGCAAUAUAAUAUACUAUCCCUUAACCUAAUAUAAAAAAAAAAAUAUUUUUUAAUGCAAUUAAUUAACAUUGGAUAAAAACAAGGAAUAUUAAGUUGUAAAUUAAAAAACGCAUAUCUUGAUAAAAAAUGAAAAUAUAAAAAAAAUAAUUACAAUGAACAACUACAGCCCGCGGGCUAAAUCCGACUCGAGAUCAUUUUAUUAGUUUUAUUAAUAAAAUAUUAAAUCAAAAUUGAAAAAAGAAAAUAACACCAAAUUUCAAAUUUAACACUCACAUUAAAAAAAGACAUGUUUAUACUUUACAUUUUUUUCUCAUUUAUAACGAUUAGUUUAAAUUCCCUGCUCGCCAAAAUUUUUUUUUUAUGGCCUUCUGUAAAAAGAGGUUGAUCGCCACUGGCUUAAUACAUAUUAUAAUUAUAAGUAAUACGACAAAAAAGAUAGGUAUGAUCUCUGCAGUGUGUCGCGUUGUCAUUUGGUACGCGUAUCUCUUCCACGUCUAGUCUAUAUUGCAGUUUUGCAUUUUUGACUAGUUUGUCGGUUGGUUGAUUGGCAAUAUAGUGGUAAUGCAAAUGAUAUAGUCAAUAAAAAGUGGAAAACUCCGAUGCAGGUGAUGUGAUUUGAGAGGGGUGUGCGUUUUCGAAAAACUGUGAUCAUACAUAUCGAAUUUGUUGUUGGUAAAUAAUACUUUUCUGUAUAAAAUGUAUAAUAUUGGUCCCAUGCCCUAAAUUCGAGACCAGAGAGUCAUGGUAGUGUAGAAUAUGGAUAACCUCUUUUGGUAUAUUAUGCGAAAAACGGACAGAGAAACCAAUAAUGUUGGUGUGCAGACUUUCAGAUCGUCGUAAGAUAGUUUGAUAAUUCAUUGUUAGUUUUUUUUUUUUUUCAGAAAUCUGCCGAAAGCGAUUGCGAUAUCGUGCAUACUUGUCACAAUCGUGUACGUUUUCACUAACGUUGCUUUUUAUACCACUUUAUCGCCCCGAGAAGUCCUUACUUCAGAAGCUGUUGCUGUGGUAAGUGAAAUUACAAAAAAAAAAAAAAUAAUAAUAAUAAUUUAAAAAAAUAUGAAAUCUAAUACAAACUUAAAAAUUUAAAUUUAAAAUUAUACGAUGUAUAAAUAAAACAACAUAUUAUUAUAUUGUACUGUUUUUCUCCCUUAAAAUUUGUUUUGGCCAAUCGAACGCUAUAAAACUGAUAAAUAUAAGUACCAAUAAUAUGUGCAUAAUUUCUAAAUACAUUUUUUUAACGACGUUUUCAUUGUUUUUUGUCUGUAGACAUUUGCAGAAAGGUUGUACGGUCCGAUGGCGUGGACAAUUCCCGUAUUUGUUGCUUUGUCUACAUUCGGUGCUGUAAACGGUAUUCUACUAACAAGUUCAAGGUAAAAAAAAAAACAAAACUGUGAUACAUUACAUUAUAUUUUAUCGAAGAAAAAAAAAAAUAAACAAAAUGUUAAGUCCGGACAAAUUGAAAAAAAAAAAAAAGCCUAGCUACUAUAUUUGAGUUACAACACUAAAAAAUGAUUAAAUAUUAUCGUUAAUGUGAGCUGUAAAAACUGCAAUAACUUGAAACGCAUCGAACGUCAUUACCUAAGUACGGUACAUAUUGUACAAAAUCUUACAAUUUAUAACAUGGCAAUAAUAAUCGAAAAAUCCGAUAAAAUAGUAUAACAAUGUUCGAAAAAUGCUAUUACAUAUGUAUAUAUAUUGCAUGCAUACCUCUAUUUCACAAAACUUAAAGAAUCGUUUCAUUGUUAUUAUUUUUUCCUUGCUUUCACUGUACACAGUGAUGAAUCAAAAGUGCCCGUACAAAUGUACGUGUACCAGUGAUGUUAUUAUAUUUUGAUACACGAAAUUUUUCACGAUCAUGCACGGACGCGUUAAUUAUAUAGGAAUUUUUGUAUUUCGAACGUUUCCUAGUCGAGAAUUGAAUUCCAAUCGUUACAUAAUAUACAUAUCGCUGUAUCAGUAUCACGGACACGAGACGGAAUUUUUUUAGAGUUCGGAUUUGCGAAUGAGCAGCUGAGCAUAAUAAAUACGGAAAUAAUGUUUCGGAGGUCGAAUUCGAAAUUAUCAAUCGAAUCGAUAAAGUGUAGAUAAGUGACGCAUAGCAAUGAAAUGAUAGGUGAUAAAAAGGUGCCGUUAGGGGUAAAAUGGAAAUUCGAUAAGACUGUUGGUGGUUAGGUGCAGAUUCUCACGGAAUAAUGGCGGUGAGGCAGGCGACGAAAGAAGAUAACAUAAACGUUUUUUUUUUUUUUUGUCGUGUUUUGAUACACGUCAGAUCGAUAAUGACGUCCAGUAGUUAUAGGUUAGAUAAGGUUAAGAGGAGUUAUACUCGUAUAUGGUGUGUCCGGCUUACCAACGCUCGGCAUGGUAAUGUUACGUUACUUAGAACAGAAAUAUCUGGUUUACACGCAUGAAAUUAGAGUUAACAACAAAUAACGAAAUUUAAAGAGGAACGUAUUUUCGAAGGUUGUACGUAGCUUUUUUUGUAAACAGUUAUCGUACAAUAAGGUUGUAGCCAUGUUAGUUUAUUUAUUUUUUUUAGCUGCAACUUUUUAUUCGUAUAACAAUUUUUAUGAAAAAAACUGCGUACAGUCAUCGAAAAUAUUCAUCUCUUUAAAUUUUGCUAUUUGAGUUUAACUUUCUAAUUUAACUCUUCUAAUUUACACCUAAACGCCACAACUAAUGUGCUUGACGUAAGGGCUGUUGCUCGUUGGUUCGACCAGUAUUAUUUUACCAUUUACUGUUUAACGAAACAGUAAAUGGUAAGCGGGUAAGCGUUCUUUCAACCUGACGUUUACAACAUUAUGCUUUUUAGAUUAUUCUACGCUGGUGCUUGCGAGGGACAAAUGCCGCAGAUUCUCACGAUGAUCCAAAUCACGCGACUGACGCCCACCCCGGCGGUCAUAUGCAUAGUACGACCUAUUUUAAUUAUUAUUAUUUUCUUAUUACCGUGAUAUGAUUUGUCUUUACACGUGUGUGUAAUUUUUGUUGACAUUCACAGUGCCUGUUGUCGUUGAUAUAUUUGCAAGUGUCCAACAUUUACGCACUCAUCAACUACGUGGGAUUCGCGACAUGGGUACGCACAUUAUUUACUUAAUAAUUAAUCAUUAUUGUAUAACGCAAGGAAUUAAAAAUGUAUCGGAACCGUAACCUUCAAGCUCCUCUUACUUAAAUCGCCAAAAAUCAACCAAACUCUUUCACGAAUUUGAAAGUAAUCACACGACUUAUUAUAGAGUCCGGCAGAGAACCUUUUUUUCUACUCGUGAACAUAGCGUGUACCCUUCCACCCCUCAAAUCAAAUAUUAUACUGAAAUCGUGUCGUUUCUUUUCAGUUGAGUAUAGGAGUGUCCGUCUUGUGUAUACCGUGGUUGCGUUGGACCCAACCCGAUUUGCCGAGGCCGAUCAAAGUCAACAUAUUUUUCCCUGUCAUCUACAUUGCUGCCACGCUUUUCGUGACGGUGAUUCCGAUAAUCGCGAGUCCAAAAGAAACAGGUAUGUAGACGAAAUUAUAUUUUAAACAACACGGUUUUAUACACUGACUCAAAAAUUGUAAUGUAAGUACGUGAUCCACUAAAACUGUAACAUAACUAUAGUGAUGAUCGAACCAAGACCGUGGCCAAGACUCGGCAGUCUUGAUCUCCUUCUUAUUGUUGCACACUCAAUAUUGGUCUCGGUCUUGCAGGUAUUAUAUUAGUAGUAUAGUUUCAAAUACACUGCACGGGGAGAUGAUCGGCAAAUUAAUUUUAAUUAGUUCGACGAGUUUAAAUAUCUAUACAAUAAACAAUAUGUGUGAUAGUUUGUUGGACGUUGUACGCCCUCAGCAUCAGCAGGUUGAGGUUGGGCUCGAAAAUAAGGGUCGAUUUCAUACUACUACAGGUCUGCGACGGGAAAACAUUUUCUGUACCUAAUUUUCAAACAAUGAAUCGAUUUUCCAACUUAACCUUUCCUAAUUCACUGUUGAAGUUGCUGGAUGCGUUUUGUGGGUUUUGUUUAAUAUUUAUGUAAUGCCGAGCAUGCACAGUGUACACUAUAGACUAUAGCACUACAAACUUUAACGGUUAAUAAAUUCUGAAAUUCUUUCCAACUAGUUCCACAAUAAAGUGCAAACAUUUUCGCUAUAUACAACGGAUUAAUAUUUCUAAUGAAUAAUCUGAGUUAUUUCCGCCCCUGAGUUUUAAUCGGAGCGCGCCCCCAUACCUCGGCCACUUGAAACGCCUAUCGGUUCAAAAGCGGUGGAAACGUUUCAAUAUUUUAACAGUUGAACGUUUUAAUCUUCAAGACAAUAGAAAUUACUGUUAUCUGCAGCCAUAAAAUAGAACGAACGGCAAAAUACGGUACGCCACGGGCUUUAUUGUUGCCAACCGCCACUACAGCUCGAUAUUAAUGAUAUAUUUUGUAAACAAUAUCGCCUAUCGUUUUUCCACUCGUCCGUUACAUUACAUUAUUUUUACCAAACUAUGUAAUACGAUACAAUAUGUUUGAAAAUAUAUUAUGAAAUCUGUGCGCAUUAUGAUGUUUUCAGGAUAUGGUUGUCUGAUGAUAUUGACCAGCAUACCGGUGUAUGCGGUGUUCAUAUUCUGGAAAAACAAACCGGGAAUGAUGAAUAAAAUUGUCGGUAAGAAACAUGAGGAGGAGACGGGAAAUUUCGAAUUAACUCUCACAAAAGUAAAAAAAAAAUGACCUAGUCUUAUUGUCGAAGGCGAAAAAUUUCCAUUUGAAAAUUAUUACCUGCUAUAGUUCUUUUUUUUUUACUAUUUCUGAGAGUAACUAUCUGAAACUUCCCCUUAUCACCCGACUGCUCCUAUUAUAUUUUUGAUCUCGUACAACAGGACCUAAAAAACCUACGAUUCACCUUCGAACACUUUUAAACUCGAAGAUAGAAAUAACAGAUUUCCAUAAACAAAAAAAAAUCCGUGGGGACGUAGCUCUUUAUACACUACUUACCUUACACAUUUAUAUUAUUUAUAAAACGUUUAGAAAAAUUAAAUAUAAGUUAAAGUGUAAAAAUUGUACUUCCAUAAAACAAUUUGAAAUUAACAACAUGUAUUGGUUAGAGUGAGAUCAUUAGUUGAUUGUUUGUUGUCAGCUUUACUAUUGUUUCUACAAGAAUUACAUUAGUAUAAGAUAGGUACGUUAUAAAAAUUGGUACCUGUACACAUUUGUAAUUUAGGGGACGCACUUUUUUAGGCCCUGUCGUACACUCAAAUCGUACAUACGAUAAUAUAUUAUUGUAAUUUACUUUUUCGCAGGACUCGGGACGCGGUAUCUGCAAAUACUUCUGAUGGUGACAACGGCGAAAAAACCGGACACGGUUUAAAAACCGCACGACCAUAAUAAACCUACAAUAUUAUAAUAAUAUAUCCGAGUCAUAAUAAUAAUAUAGUCAACAUAAAUAUUAUUAUAAAAUAAAAAUACGAACUACCCCUACCUAUAUAAUAUAAUACGUUACGAUAUCGCAAUAAUAUAACUUUACUCGCAUAAUAAUAACAAUAAUACAAUUAUUAUAUUAGGUCAUUUUUUUUUCUCUAUAGUAUCACUCGCCGCCCCCCCCCCGUAGUAUUACGUACCUAUAUUAUAAUAUUGUAAUCGCGCGUGAUAGGUAUCAAUAGGAAAAAAAAAAAAAUCAUUCAAAUCGGUAGUAUUUUUAUGAGUAGACGUAACGAUUUAUUAUUGUAAAAUAUAUUUAUAAUUUACCGUACCCCGCAUUAAAAUUGUGAACACCGUUCGGACCGUACGACCGCAGUAACCCGCAGCACCGCGUAGCGGCGUGACUGCGUAUCCUGCACAGCAGCCGGAACAGCGCGUCAAGUUAUGCGCGGCCCUUUACCGCAUUAUAGACACGAAAAAGGUGAAGUACCCCCGGUACAGCCUUAGGCCCGUUCUCGCCCACGUAAACGUUGAUUUUUAAACGGAGUUUACGAGAUAAUCGACCAAUCGUGGUCGGUUAUCGGCCGUAAACUCAGUUUAAGAAUCAGAUAAACGCUUCUUUUUUUUUUUUUUCUGCGUAGGUGAGAACGGUCUUUAGUCGGAGCGCCCGAUUCUCCUGGGCUCUGGUCGUUUUUAGGUUUUGUGCAAUUCCACCGCAUCUGUUUCGCGGAAAAAAAAAGAAAACUCCACGCCGCCACGCACGUACGCGCACUAAUACGACCCCCGUAGGAUCUUUGAGUUUCCGGGGCUCGAACCCGUCGGCGGAUUUAUCAAUCGCCGACUACACCUGUUUACUAUAUUUCUCAGUCGUGAUUUUCGGAAGGCUAUAAUGGCUAUACACGCAUAAGGUAUAACAAAGACAGAUCGUCAUAACCGCCCCAUAAUAAUAUGCCCGUAGAUAAUAGACGCAUCGCGUACAAGACCAUAGCGUACCUGUAUCGGCCGUAUCUGUGUGUACGGUUCGAACGCGUGUUUUUUUACCGACGAAUUUAUUAUGAUAUACUUACAAUACUGUGCAUCUACAAAACAAAUAUCGUGGCGAAAUUAAUAUCGCGACGAUAACUGGCGACAGUGCCGCGUUCCAUACUAUGUUCUUGGUCCGCGGGGAAGAAUGGCUCGAGUCGAUUUACGCGCAUGGUUUUCGACGUACCGGCGAAUCAAACUUUUGAAAGCUGCUGAAUGAUGUACGCGUAUAAUAAUGGCUACAUUUCUAAACGGUUCAGCUUGAAUGUGGCUCGAGUCGUAAAUGACAUAAAUCCACAAUGCGAUCGUGGCCACUUGAGAUGUUUUAGUUUUUAGCAUACCUACAACAGCGUGUUUGAAUACGCGUACCACAUUUAGACCGACAAAUAGAGGGAACGAAAUGGCGAAACGAUAACGAUUAAAAAUUGAAGAAAAGAAAAAAGGCCGAAAAUCGACCAGCACUUCUUUCCGGGGACCACAGAUACAACACCUAUACAACAAUACACGUUGAACGCGAUAUUGUUAUUAUACAUUUAUACCGCAUCAGUAUUCGAAAAAAAUGACAAUAAUUAUUAUAUUACGAUUUUAAAACUUUACCUGAUAACAUUGUAAUAAUAUAUUGUGUACGUUUUGUUAUUGUUAUUAUUAUUUUUUUUUUUUAAGUUUUAAUAAUUUUUACAAGGUUGGACAAGUCAUAACGCAUAUAUACGGUUAACUCGGUUACGUGAAGUAUCCUGAAUAAUUCGAAAAAAAUAAAAAGAAUAAUAAUAAUAAUAAAACAAUAACGGUUACCUAACGAGUUGAUACGGUACAUAAAUUUCUAAAAUCGUUACUGUCACCGUGAAAACGAUUGGAAUUGGCGACCCAGAGUCGGCGGAAUUUUUUUUUUCUCGAAAACAUAAGAACGGUCGACGGCAACUAGGGGAAGGCGGUUUAUCCGGGGAACAUCGGAUUAUACCAACUUGGAUUUCGUACAUUACAAUAUUUCACUCGGUCCGUACAGACCGCAGUGGAUUCGAUUUUCCGUGGACACUAAACGUAAUCGAAAUUAACUCGGAAGUUACAGGUAUAAUUCAAAAUCAACUCGACUUCAAAAUUUUCAAACCGUUAAUGUCCGGCCUCGAGUUUUUGUUCCGAUCAACAGGCGGUUUGUAAUAAUAGGUGUAUUAUAGGUGCACACUACGGUUGUUGAGCGUAGACGAUAUUAGCCUGUGUUUUUUUUUUUCAAUAUUUAUCAUUGAAAAAACAAUUUUAAAUCGUAACAAGAAUAGUCUCGUAGUUUUUACUUUUAGACGAUUUUUCCGGGUUUAAAUUGAAAUUUUCUCGUUUUGAAAUUUCAAGACAAAUGACACGUCCCCGAUACAGAAUGUUAACGAACAAUCUAUAUAAUGUAAUUGUGUAGUAUACAUGGUGACACGGCAAAAGGGUCUAAGCGACACGGCUUCGCUGCUAUUGGAUGGAGAAAUACGAGUUUCGUCUGUUUCUAGAGCGUGCGAAAACAGCUGGGACCAUUUUUUUUUUUUUUAACGAACAAUGCGAAUUUUAAGUUUGACGUAUAAACGACACUUUUUAUUUCGCCUUUUCAAUUAUUAGGGUCUAAACGACAACAGAAGCUAAUUAACAAUGCGUAUUCAUAUUAAGGCCGUACAAAAAAUUUACCCACUUUUUAAUUUAAUUUGAGAUUCGAUUCUCCUGAAAGCUAUGAAUUGUGUCGCAUAGACACGACCUUUUGCCGCGUCACCAUCGAUACAUGAUAAUUAUUGUGAACCGCAUGUUGCAUUUUUAAACUGCCCUUUUCCGCAUUAUUAACGUGAAUAACGAAUAAUAUGAAUUAUUAUAUAUCAUUGUACUUCCAUUUAAAACUUUUUUUUUUUUAAUUGUUGAAAAAUCAAUUAUUUUUGUAUAUGUUUUUGACUUUUCGUUUUUUAUUGCACAAUCGAGUACAUUAAGUUUUAAUAAAUAUAUAUUAUAAUACAUUUUGUUAUACUUAUACACAACAUAUUUUGUUAUGGAUAUUAUAAUUAUUAAUGUUUUUGUUUAUAUAAGUUGUUACUGAUGACUUUUGCGGUCUCAGUGAGUUUAAUUUUGUGGUAAAUACAUUUUUUUUUUUUCCAUGUUAUAAUAAUAUUGUACCCACCCGUCGCGUGCGUAUUUGUAUUUUUUAAGUUUUUCUACCGUGCUAAAUAAUAACAAUAUCGUUACGUUAGCGUCACCUACCUAUAUAAUAAUGUUAUCUACCUCUAGUAUAUUAUUAUUGUAUUUUAUUUUUUAAAUUUUAAACGAGUUGGUUUUUCAAAUUUUUAGUUUUCCGUUGAUAUUUGUGUUUCGACGGUUUUAAAACGAAUAUCUUUAUAUUUUUUACGUUUCUGUCGCUGUUUAAAAUAAUAUUAUCUACGCUAUAUAUACCCCAAACGAGUCGAACGUAUCUUCCGGUCAAUAAUAUACUCAUUUACAAUAUCUACCCGUUAUACAUAAGCAUUUUAGUUUAUUAACUAUAUAAAUACCUACACAUAUUUCAUAUCUGUAAUAAAAUUAACAGUUUCAUAAUGCUAUUGUUAUGUAUAUAUAAAUUUAUAAUACAAGGAUGUACCUACUAAUAUAAUUAUUGUACAAAGGCUUCGUGUCGUUUGGCCACACCAAAGUCCCAAGUACUAUUGAAACGACAUAAUCGCAGGGGCGCGUAGAUUUCUUUACUAUUUGCUAAUAACCUAAUUGUCAUUCUUGGAUGUAGUUUUUUUCUCAGUCAUUAUGGCCAAUUGUCAUCGUCUGGGUCUCUGACUGACGAAGACGUAUCGAUUACCUACCUACUUAUUAUAAUUGUAUUUGUAAAAAAUACAAUUAUUUCAUUAUGAGCAGAACUAUAAUUGUUGCGCACCCUUAUGAUAAUUAUCGAGUUUGAAUUUACGACUAGAUACUCGUAUGUAAUAGACUUAUCGACUACCUAUAUUAUUGUGUUUAAGACGUGUGACAAUAUAUAAUAUUAUGAAACAACAAUAAAUUAUUAAUACCUAAUUAUACCGCUUGUUUGUAUAAUUAACAUAUGUUUACAGAAAUUUUUUUUUUCAAACAAUGAAUUACAAGAUCGAAUGUAAUUGAUACAAUAAUAUAAAAUAUACUAUAACUCAAAUAUUAUAAUAUUAUAUUUGUUUAUUUGUUUGUAUAAAAAAUAUUUUUGAAAGUUCAAUAACAUGUGAAAGUAUAAAAAUAUACUGAAUACUCUAGGCAAACUGUGGCCAAAAGUCAUCUGGGCUUGUACACAAACACGAAAAAAACAUUUGAUUUUAUUGACAAAUUUUAUCAUGUCACUAGAAAAUUGUUUACAUUUUUUAAAAAAAUUACAGUUUUGAACAGAAUAUAAAGUUUUUAUACUUAUUGUUAUGACCAUAAGUAAAACUGGACAAUUUUAUUAGAACAGGCUAAAUGAUGAAUAUGAAAAAAAUGUUUAGAAUUUAAAAUGUAGAAAUUAAGUUUUUAAUUUUAAUUUCAAAUUCUUUUUAGUUAGUAUUAGAUCAGGCCAUGAUCAGACUGCCCUGACUCAUAGUUUUGCCUAUUAUUAUGAACAGGGUUCAGGACUUCAAGCAUUUGCUUAUUUUUUUGGCUAAAAAUAAAAUCUAGCAGAUUGCUACAGAAAUUAAUGUCAUGUUACAAUAAUCUCAAAUAUGAAAAUUGAGUGUUUUUUUUUUUUUAGUUUUUCUGAUUAUUUUUUAUUUUUUGUAUGUCUUUGCUUAAUUAAGACACGUGCCACUAACAAAAACCUAAACAUUUUGGCUGAUGACUGUUUUAGAUUCUGAGUGAAACAAAUUUUGGUUCUUUAAUUUAAAAAAUAUUAAAAGAUUAAAAUAAUAAUAACGUACCAAUAAUAACAAAAAUAAAAUAAUAAUAU
Molecule: messenger RNA, 61839 nt
Organism: Cinara cedri
Lineage: Eukaryota; Metazoa; Arthropoda; Insecta; Hemiptera; Aphididae
Source: the annotation of a GenBank genome assembly